GAACGCAGCGUGAUCCAGCCUGGUUGUGAAAAUCAGGACAGCUCCUCUUCAUCCCUGUGACCGAAAAAAAACAGGCAGGGAGACAGUGGGGUGGAGUACAGGAAGCUGCUGUCUCCGAAAAAUCCGAACAUGGGCGAAAUCUAUUAACGCCUCCAAAUCACAGCUUCUUUUCAUCAUAUUUUCCCGGACCGGUGGCAGCGGAGAUUUGUGAUAUUUUCUGGAUUUAAUCGGAGAUUGAAACGAACAGCGAGAAGAUGUCUCGGGGAGUGAUCCAGCCCAGCCAGCAGAAACUGGCAGAAAAGCUCACCAUCCUCAACGACAGAGGCAUCGGGAUGUUGACCCGUGUUUACAAUAUCAAAAAGGUUCGCACACUCACGCAGUUGUAUCCUCCUGAUGAGAUCCAUUAUAGAAAGAUAUCUGCAUCUGCACCCUAACAAAUCAUAAUAUUGCUGUGAGAGACAGGAUGAAUGCCUGAGUAGCUAGCAUUUACCUACCCUAACGUCAAUGUUUGCUAGAUUAUUAUAUCACUUAUAUUUUACAUAUGUGUCAGUCUGAAACACAACAUUUCAUACUUCGUUUAUAGACGAAAAAAGAAAGCUUCGUUACCCUAAAUAUAUCUCCUCAUCAUCCCGGCAAGCAGGCUUGGGGCACGGCUAGCCAGGAGCAGACGCAUUAGCUUGCGGUAAAAUAGCUCGUUUGAAUUACGAUGUAAACUAAUCUCGCUGGUAUUAAAAACGAAUCUUGUGAGCUGUACAAAGGAAAUGUGCUUACCAGAAGCUAAAAACUGAACUUCUAUACUGAUAUUAUAUCGCCCUGAGAUGUUGUGGCCAAGCCUUGAGGCCUUUAGUAGCAUUAACUGCUAGCUUAAGUCGGCUGGUCAACGGCUGGUAAUGGCGGCGGUUGCUCGCUAAUGCUAACGUUAGCGGUCGGGCGUCGUCUCUGCUCCAUCUAAAACACGAAUCACACCGACACACACCGAACCAAUAUACUGAUAAGUAUGAAAGAUACUGAUGCGAAAUGGGACUACAAAUCGACACUUAAGCUAGCUGACUUCUUAAUAAGUUGUAGUUUCGUUACACCAAAGCUUUACGACAAUUUAAGCUUGCAACACAUUUGCUAUAAAACGAAGCGAAAACAUCAUGACAGGACUACCCAGGGUUGUUAAUUUAAGCGAAUGCAUCAGUUAUGGCCGACGUUUAGCAUUGUGAAUACAUAUUCACUCCAGGAUCCAUUAGGGAUGCACGGUAUUGCUAUUACGCUUGUAUUUUCAAACCUAUUUCAGCCACAAAGUUUAUCCUGACCUAGAAUGUACCUGCUAUUCUAAUCGUGACUGUCUAUAUGUGUGUUAGAAAUAGACAUUAAACAAGACAUGCAACACUUGAUUGUACCAUAAAGUGUAAAUGUGUUCUUUUGGUGCUGCUCAGGAUGAUGGUUCUGUGGAGGCACGCUUAAAUGAGUGUUUAGUUCCCUCCUUCUGUCACCUGUGCCUCACAACACUUCACAUACUUCUACACAGCCCUUUAAGCUUGUUGUUGGUAUGCAUAGGCUGCCAUGGCGUGUACAGUAUUUGUCACCAUUAUCUGUUGAAAUUUUACUAUCUGCCAAUGGUGAGAAUUUAUUUGCAAGCCAUUAUGUGCUAAUAAAGAUAUUUUGGUGAUAAUGUCAUGCAUCCUUAGAAUCCAGUACUGCGACCAACCAACACCUGCUUUCUCUGAUAAUAUUAAAAACUAGGGCCCGACCGAUUUAUCAGCCAAUUUUAGCCCGUUUGAGACUAAGAGGAGAGUGGUCCGCCUCAACGGUAUAUAAACCAGUUUGUGAAGUAGACAAUAAGUCAACUAGUUUUAGUUCAACCCACUUCACGAUGUUGUGGUCUCAGUCACGUCGAGGUUAACGGUGAAGCACCAUGUAAUAUGCAAGCUUAAGUUAGAGUUAGCCACCUGCUAAUAUCCUUGCUACGCUUUUAGCCAUGCCAGUCACGGUAAAAUAAACAACAGUACACAUUACGUGAUCAAGCUACUUCUCUUACUGAGGCAGCUGCAUGUCUCCAGAUGAGACCGGACCGGAAAUUAGUAACAUGAGUUACUAUAUAUAUAUUUAUAAAAUUAUAAAAAAUUUAAAAAAUUGGCUGAUUAAUCAGUAAUCAGAUUUUUUUUCCCCCCAAACAAUUGGUAUCGGCAUCGGUACCAAAAAAUCCAUAUCGGUCGGGCCCUAUUGAAAACACAUUAAUAUGAUGUUUUGGAUUAUAAUAUGUUAUAUUCGUGGUUCUUUAUUUUUACCACUAAUCUCUCCUAGCAUGUCUCUUUCUCAAACUGUGUUGCCUCUAAAUUGUAAUGAUAAUAAUCUUUUCUGUGUUGCUCAACUGUAAAACCAAUGGUUUGUGUGUGGGAGGAAAAGAGUAGUGGGUCUGUUUGUGUGGGACUAGCCUUUGUGCCUGAGUAUGUAAGAUGAAUUAAAAACAGGCAGAGAGAGAAAGGGGCCAGUCAUUUGCAUAUGAAGUUUAAAGGAGUGCAGUGUACAAGCCAAACUGUCUGAAAGCCCAAACUGUUUUUGGUUUGCUCUGUACAGCAACUCAUUAUAUUUGAUCAUUUUAUUCUUAAUUAAAAUAUCAGCAAUAUUUGUUGGCAGCAAUAAAAUGUGAACUUAGAUUUGUGAGAACAUUUGUGUAUUGUGCUCCGUUGAGGAUAUGACAGUAUGAGCAGUCUGGCACAAGUACUGUGAUUUUACUGCUGAUUUUUCUUCUUAAUACGCCCUUCCUUCCUCCCUCCUUCCUUCUUUGCUUUUUUUUUUCUGCACGUUCCAUCAUCUUCAUAUCUAUCCUGAUCUGCCUCGCCAUGAGUCCUCUGAUCAUAGCCACCCUCAAAAAUGCACUUCCAAUGUUUUUUUUGUUGUUUUUUUUUCAAUCAGGCAUUUUACAAAACUUUACAGCAGCAGUAACAAUGGCAUCCCAAAACUAGAAAUUGAAGAACUGGGACAAUAAUCCAUGAAACAAUCAGUGGGCUCAUUCUGGACUUCUUUCUGCCACCUUUUAAAACCCAGUUUGAAGACAAGUUUGAUAAUUGUUUUCUUGAAACUCCUCCAGAAAUUGCCUCAUCAUUAUCAGUCGUGUUACAGUAUCAUGUUUCAAAUGGAAAGACUGACUUGGUUACCUUGUUUCUACCUUUGGGAAUCAGUCAAUCAUGCUUACUAAUGACAAUAUUAUCAUCUAAGAUCACAGAAAAAAUCCUUUUCAUUUCAAGCAUAUUCACUCACUCUUAAGGAAAUCUUGUAAUUGGUUUUCUCAGAUAUACACCUAACUAAACUUUGCUGUGUUGCAUACGAGUUUUUCUUUGCUGUGCUUCUAUUUUAGCCCGAGCAUCUUCUUAACAUCAUAUCUUGUCUUACACACAGCAGGGUAUUUAUUUUUCUUAACCUUGCAUGCGCUCAGAUAACACCUUUAGUCCAUCCAGUCCCCUUAGCUUUUGUGCAAUAUGGUAAACAUAUAUUCAUGAAUUUACUCACAGUCAAAAAAGACAGUUUCUUGGUGCAGCUUAGUGUUAAACCCUGGCAUCAAAGGGUUUCCUGGACAUGUAGGUUGUUAUUGAAACCAAUUAAGGAAGAUAGUAACCAAACUAAUAUUUAUUGCUGUGUGAGUUUUCAAGCAGCUUUCCAGGACUUCAGAUACAUUUACUGUGUACUGUUAGUAAGUGUUCAUUUACUGGAUAAUUAUUUAAGUGUAGGUAUUCUCUAAAUUCAAGAUUUAAUUGACUUUUGAUUUUAAGAUCCUGAUUCUGUUUGAAGUUAAACACUACAAUAAAAAACAGACUGCAACACUGUAAGAACAGAAACCUAGUCAAUGGGACAACAGAUGUAAAAAACUAAGACUAUUAUGUCAAAUGUGUUAUUUGACAUGGAUACAGUGAUGGAAAGCAACAAAGCAGGGUCUGUAACCAGCCUAUUCAGUUCAGGUGUCCCAAAGUAGGCAUCAUCAAUGUUGUAUUUUCCAACUAAGACCUGCUGGAUGUACUGGGACAAGUCAGAUUGUGGUAACAGUCCCUGGACAGGAAGACAGGGUCCACGGUGUGGGUGAUUCAGCAUAUGUACUAUAUUCUUUCUCUGUAUACUUUUUCAACAUUAGCUCUUUAGUCAUUGCCUGGAAUGCACUUGAAAGUGUAGGUAGGUAAAAGGCUACCCCUGUGGCGUUUUUAAGGACAGUACAGCAGCUGCAUCCAAAAAUGAAUUAUGAUCCACUGAGGAAACAUGACAAGCUGACAUUUAAUAAAGGACACCCCUUGGGGCAUUUUAACACCUUAUUUUUAAUAUUAAUGACAUUUUAUGAACUGUUAAGGACACUGUUGGCAGACUUAAGGCUUGCAUAUUUUCUAUCUGAUUUUAUGAGUGAAAACUCUGUAAAAGGGACUGGUAACAGUCAGCAGUUGUGCUAUUGUGAGCUGAGAGUUUGCAGGUUUUUUGGUGGUUAAUUCGAUCUCUGGUUGUGUUUGCCCUAUCAUCGACAUCAACUUCCGUUCUGUUUGGUUUGGAUGAAGACCUGCAGACUUUCGUCUUCUCUGUGGCUUGACUCUGUAUGUGAGGUUUAGAUGGUAGCAGACUAUGGAUGUGUGCAGACUGAAGCCAAAAUAUUUGCUUAGGAAUUCCCUCUUCACAUUGGUACUCAGUCGAGCAGUGUGACAGUGCAUAAAUGCAUACUCAAUACAAGAAAUUCUCUACUGUAAUUCAUAGUAUAGUGAGUUUAACCCCUCCAGGGAAGAAAAAAACACUGUGGAUUGUUUCUUCUCUUUUAUAUUUGGUUUGUGGCAGACAGGUGUCAAAAACGAAACGUAUUUAAAUCUGUUAAGUUACUACUUGCAUUCAUGAGAAAGUAUUAAGACAUGAUGUAACAGACAGAGAGUUGAUUGCUCAUCCUUUUUGCCCCACUCUGGGUUAUCUUUACUGUUCUUGUUCCACUUGUCCUUCUACCCAUCAAGAAUAAGCUCAGUUAGUUUUCUGACAGACCAAGGCUUUGUUCAAGAAUAUAUGCCAUUAAACCACUCUGAAAGUUGGCUCUCAAAAUUGGUUCAGAAGGGGCUGGGCUUGUUUUUCAGAGAGAAGUCAGUUAAAAGUUUAACAAUCAUGAACAAUUUAAUGGAGGCACUGGCCCAUCUUAUUUCUUCCUCUACUGAUUUUCCACUGAGCUUCUAGGUUUCCUUUCUUGACGGUUAAUUGGAUUGGAAUUUUAACUUGAAAAAGGGGGCGGUGUAAUUGUGUUUUUUUUUCUGAUUAAACAACCACGUGUCCACCUUUUCCAAUAUUAUUCUCUUGGCAUACGUUGUGGGCAUGCUCGUAUUCUCGUCUCUUGUGACUUGAGAUUGUACAAGAAUACUUUUAAAUAACAUAGUGGUGCUAAAGGGCCAGAGAAUAAAACAAGGGUCCUUCGAAACAAUCAAAGAUUUUAACCCCAAUAGCAGAAAGAAGUCAUCUCAACCCAUCUUUUGUUGUCAAUAACUUUGAAUGUAGUAUGUUAAUGUUGUUAGUCACCUUUUUAUUAUACAUUUAUGGAGGCAGACAGGGACAAACAGCCCAAAAAUAAUUCAUUGGGGAAACAGGCUGUAGAUUUCGAAAAGCAUGAUUCAAAAAGCAUGAGAAGUCCAUGACAAAUUCAAAUAUGGUAACACACUACAAGUAAAUACAAGUGCCUAGAGAUGUCAAAUUACAAAAUCACAUUCACAACAAACAAGCUGCCAGUUUUUAAACAAUAGGUGUGGGAAUCACUAGUGGCCCCUCAAUACGAUAUUAUCGCGAUACUUGGGUCACGAUACGAUGUUAUUGCGACUUUUAACAUUUUGCAAUACAGUAAGUAUUGCGAUACAAUAGCGUGUUUUUCAACUGUUAAGCUAAUUUAGCAUUUGGCUUUCCUUUAUGAUUGUCUUAUUUAUACUAUAUUUUAUUUUCAUGCAGCACUUGAAAGCCUUAUAUUUAUUUGUUGUACUAACUUUCUCCUGCUCUAUGAUGUCACCUCUGCCAACCUCACUGGACAAACAGUUGAUUUUAUUUUUUUAUUAUCACAGAUUAGCAAUUAAUUUGAAAAGUCGAUACUUGGUAAAUGUACGAUAUACGAUAUAUCACCAGACAGAAUAUCACGAUACUAUACUGUAUCGAUUUUUUUCUCCCACCUCUAAUAAACAAUUAAAGCUAUAAAAUAAUGACGCACAUCUGGUCAUUUCAGUGGUAGUCCUUUUGGGGUGUGAGGGGCACUAAGUGGAUUAUUUAUUGAAUAGGAAAGAGCAAGAGAGAGAAGAAGACUUUAUAAAAUUGAUCCAUUGAGUAGAUAUUCAAACAGCUGCCGCUACAGGCAUUCUUAUGAUGACUGUAUUUGCAGCAUUUUUACACCUUGUUUUGGACUGUGUGGCAUCUGAAUUUGCUUCAAUAUAGAAAUCAGCUGUUUGUUUGGCGUUCAUGUGUUUGGCUUUGCAGCAUGUUCUUAUAUUUGUAGUUUGUUUUCAUCGCUGCAUUUGUCAUGGAUUUUUGCAAAGGUUUCAGGAUUUGCUAUUAGUUUCUUCUAAGUUUGUUUUUGCCCAGUUUGCCACUCUAUUAAUUUGCUCAAAUAAAAUGAAUAAGGGGAAGGCAAUACUCUUCGCUCAGCUCAUGAGAUGAUAAAAGCUACUUUACGUAUGAUACACAUUUUUAGGUUCAUAAGAAUGAGACAGGACUUGAACUGUAUUUUUCAGGAAAUUUCAUGGAACAAUUGCAUAACUAUUAUGAAAUGUUUUAGCUCGUCAUCUUGUGUGAAUGUCAAUUCAGUUUUACUUCCUGACAGAGUCUGAAAUUCCAAAUAAUGCAGUAACCUGUAAGCACUCGAAGUAUCAUCAUUUACUUGUUAGUCUGGUGGUGCUUUUGGGAGAUAGAAUCUUACUUGUUCAUCCAGGCAGUACUAUCAUCCUAAUUACAAUACUGAGAGCCAUUAGAUUUAACUGCAACACGGGCAUUCACCAACAUAUUUCAUGAGUUUUCCAGGCGUUUUAGACAUUUUUCAGUUCGUCUCUGUUCCAGUGACCAUUUUUAGCAAUAACAAGCUUUCACUUUGAUUUUAUCCUUUUAGUAUCGGUGUGUAUUCUGCAUUUCUGCAUUUUUAAUUACACACUUUCUGUAACCAAGAUAUGAGGGCGCUUAAAUGUUUAUCACUAAUCAACAUACCAUAUUGGGUAAAAAUGAAAACAGCAUAUUUAAUCAUGGAGUCUGGUCUUUUUCUUGCUCUUUCUACUGCUUUUACCUCUCAACAAAGGAAUGAAAAUAAAUCACAGUAUCAUUCACAGUUGUCAGUUUUGCCCUUAGUUGUAAUAGAACCACUUAUUCAAGCCACAUGUUCAUUCACCUUCACUGUGUAUUAGUCAUAGAUUACAAAACACAGACAUAGUUUCAGUGACAUCAUCCAUUGGUUUCAGGGGAGACAUAAUCUCCAACAGCGGUGGUCUGUACAUUGAAAUAGGUCAAAUAGAGACAAAGAGGUCGAGAUGAAGUGUGUCCUUACAGGUACAACUCAGCCAGCUGUCAGUCAACUCUGUCACAUCCCUUAUUGUGUGAAUUCAUGCAUGACUUUGAUAUAAUCUUCGCAGAUGUGUUUUAGGAGAACAAAUCAGACUUUAAAGAUGUCUAUUUCCGCUGCAGAAUAUUCAUUUUUGUCAUGGGACUUAAUUGAGUUUCUUUGGUUUAGCAACCAGCCUCAAGUGGACACUUAGGGAACUGCACUUUUUUUUUUUCACACUUUAUUAUAAUGCCUACAGUGGAGGUUGCUGCGUGAUAUUAGGGCAUCCGCUGUGCUGUGGCACCCCCCCACUCUGGGCUCUAGUGAACAAAAAACUCUGCAUUGACUGUUACCAGGCAACAGUCACAGAGCAGAAUAGUGGAGAAAGUAUUCUAGACUGUAAAAAGUACAAAAGCUAAACUUUGUUCUCACACCGUACCGAAACAGACAGCCUGAGUAGCAGCCAAAUUAUCUCAAACCUUCCACACUCUUAAAAAUGGAUCAUUUCAGUGUGUGAGCAGGGAGGGAUACUACACUUUGAACUCUUUGAAGACAGCUUACAUAAAAUAAAAGUGUUAAUAUUAUUACAUGUUGGCGCAGCAUGUUUUUUUAUUUUUUUUAUUUUUAUUGUGUUGUAAUGUUAGAAAUGCCAGAAUGGCUGUCCCUAACUAAUCUGAGAUAUAAAGAAAACACCUGUUUGAAGUCAUGCAUGUGAGUGUGUGUGUGUGUGUUUUUGUGUGUGAAUGAAUGAGUGUGUAGUCCAGUGAUCGAGCAGAUUGUCUGGGUGGGCUCUUUGUUUUGAUUUCUUCUCUUCUUCUCUCCGUUCCAAUGCUUCCCCCCUCUCCUAUGCAGCAAGGACAAGUUUGGAAGGUUUGCAAAGUUUAUCACCUUCCACUGAUGAAACCCCACCCACCCUUUCACCUUCCCUCAAACCCUUCCUCCCCCUCCUCUUUCCCUUCCUUUUUCCCCUCCCCCCGCUGCUCCUGGCUACCUGUACUGAUCUGUCAGUCCCCUCCUUUGUGCCUCACUCUUCCUCAUGUUUGAAAGUGCUGACAGUAAACCAGGGCUCCACUCACUGUCAGUUUUACCAGUCCUGCAGUGGAAGAUAAGUGUUAUUCAUUUGCUCAUAAUACAGAACAUAUCACAUGCACCUGUUUAUGUUUUGUUCGGACAGGGAAAGCAUUUUCUUCUUCUCACUAGUCUAGACAGCUAGAGUGAGCCAAAGGUUGGUUAUUUUCUGGUAUUCAUUUACUAGACACCACUCAACUUUUUAGUAUACUUGAUAAAUCAACUAAUGUGUAAAUUUAACACCCAAGUAAAGGGCUUGGUGAUCAAACCAUUUCCAAAAUGGAUAGCUGUAGAAUUUACUUCCUAAAGAAAAAUGUGGACAUUUGAGUAUUUUUCUAAUAGUUACAUACUUGUAAUUGAGGUAUACUCAAAGUGCUAAUUAUCUUCUUGCUUCUACAUGUAGCUGCCAGUUUAGAGAAAGGCAGCAAAAACUAGUUAACCUACGUUAAGUGAAAGCAACUACAUUGUCCUCCAAAGAUGAGGAAACUGUUCAGAAAAUAUUUAAGCAAGACUUCAACGGCCAGCUGUCUAGUAGUCCCCCCACAAGAUGUCCCAUGGCUGCUAGCAUGGCUGGGUCAUCCAUUUUUAACCUCUUCAUCAAAUUUUUUUCCAGUUUUAAUUAGAGAUGCACUGAUCCAUUUUUUUUCCAAUCCAAUCCGAUACCAAUACCUGGGCUGAGCCUAUCAGCCGAUAUCCGAUACCAAUCCAAUGCUACUGUUGAAUGAGUGAACUGUAUACCUUAUCCUUUGAGUGAAGGCAACAGGCUUGACAUUAGCCUUGUUAAUAAAAAAAGGUAACAAAUUAACACAGAUAUAAAUUUACUUAAUAUUGUUUCUUAAAAAAUAACAAAUUGCACAUUAACACACAGCAAAAAGAAGUAAGACUUCCAUGUAAACAUUUGGUGCAAAAGGAUAGACAGACAUAGAAUAUAGCGCGAACAGAAUCACUGUGUGGCUGUGUAUGCUGGAUCGGCGGCAUUUAUCAGAUAUCUGAUCCAGUUAAUUUGUCAAUACCAGAGCCAAUGUCCGACCCAAAUAUCAGAUCGGUGCAUCCCUAGUUUUAACCAGUGAGUUAUUUGGGUUUAUAGAUAAAAGGGAUCUUUGCAGGGAUAAUGUAUAAAGCUAAUAACUAGGCAGUACUGAAAAAAAUCCUGUUGAGCUGAGCUAUUCAAACACAUGGAGUUAAAUGUAGCAUCUGGAUACUCCUUAAACUGACAGUGUUGUCAAAUUUUUACUGUAGCAUCAUUGAAACCUGCACAUUAUUUUGGACCUGUAAGUUAAAUCUGGGGGGGAAAAAAACUACUGGUCUGAUAGAAAAGAACAAGUCCAAAGAUGCAGUUGACUUUUAAGCAUGAAUUAGGGCAGUGCAAGGCAGUCGGCCAGCUCUUUGCUGGCUGUAGUGGUUCUCUAGUGGAGCUGGUCCUAAUCACAUAGAACCAUCCGGUCUUUAAAGCUCACUUAUUUUGCCGCAGUUAAUCCCUACUUAAGGAAAAGCAGAGCUCACACUGUGUUGAAUAAAAGACAAAUACUAAUUCAUCUCAGUGAGAAGCAGUGUGUUUUGCAUGGUUUACUGGGACUGAAGGAUCACUCAAGUGGUACCACGGGGUGUUGGAAUAUUUCAUCCAGUAAUUAGCAGUUGUAAUUAGCUUUCAGAUGUAGCUUUCCCUGGCCCAGUGAUAUCCAUUACAGGGUCCCCUGCCAUAUGUCGGUCAGAGUGGGGACCCUUUUGAGAGGCUCAGCUCUUAAUUGCCACCUGGAAGUGGAGGAACGAUGGUGGAGGCAAGACCAAGGUCUGUUCUGGUAUCCAGGCAACAGCUCCCUCACUCCUCCCUGACCACUACUGACUCUCAGUUUAUUCCCAUGCCCUGUCCCUUCAUUCACCACGUCUCUCCUUCCAUCCAUCCCUCCAUCAGCCCCCAACCCACCUGAUCCCAGCCAGCCAGCCAGCUUAUUGCAAUAGUUACCACCAGAACUAACGGACAAUGUCACGCCAUGUAAAUGUUAGGAAAUGCUUUUGUUCUGUGAUGGUAAGAAAUUUAGGAAGCCAGUUCUUCUCAUCUGACAAGAAGUAAGCUAAAGAUGCCAAUAACAAAAAAAGUAAGCUAGAUUUCUGAAGAGACUUUUAACUAUAGUAAUGUUGUUCUGCAUGUUUUAGCCCAUAAUUUCCCAACCAUGUUGAACUUAUUUUACUUUUCUGCCUGCUGUUCUCCAAGCACAAGUGUUUGCUUUACAUGUUUUCCAAUGUCUUGUUAAAUGUCUUAGAGCUGCAACAAAUGGUUAUUAUAAUGUCCAUCAAUCUGUCAGAGACUGCUCAAUUCACUGAUUUGCUGUUUUAUUCAGAAAUCCGAGCAUAAUGUCCCAAACACAAGUUGGUGUCUCCAAAUGAUUUCCUUUUCUCUGUCCACAACCCAAAGAUAAUCAGUGAACUGUCAUAAAUGAGGAGUCUGCUUUCUUACACAGAUAUCUUUUAAAUAUGUGAGAAUAUUGAAGAUUCAAACAUUUCCAAACCUUUGCUAUUAAGAUCUGCGUCUGCCCAGCUGUGUCAGGUUUUCACAUCAGCAAUCACCAAUAUACUGUAUCUGCAAGAGGCUCAUAAAGGCCGAUAGUAUGGGCUGACUGAAAGAAUAGAUAAUUACUGGUUAAUUCUGAAGUCAGCAAUCAAACAAAUGGAAAAAGUUGAAAGAGUGUAUGUGUAAUAUCAAUACAACAUAUAGCUUCUGAAACAAAACUUUAAGUUUCUUCAAGUUGACAUUGUUGACCAGCCUUAAGAAGAACAGUUGUAGAGCAACAAGAAAAGCUUCAACUUUGAGUUUUAAGUUUGGACUAAAACAUGGAAAACAACUGUUAGGUCCUUUCAAUCCACAUCCAUGUCUUAUGAAGUAACCAGAAAGUGUUUUUUACUCUGCAGUUCCCCGGCGUCAGUCAAAGGGUAACUACAUAUAACUAGCUGUUGUAGAUAGAGACUAGUCUGGAUGUGUAGGGUGAGGAAAGUGUUGUGUUGUCAUCAGAAGAGAACCGUGUUAGCAAGCCAAGGCUCGUGCUUCUGCAAUUGCAUGGAUUUCACGGUCACAUCUUGAUUCCUUGUUUCUCAUUUAACACAGUUAAAAUUCAGUCCGCCUCUCUCACACCUUAACAGAUUCUUUUUGCCAGUUGCUGCGACGUAAACAAACAAUAACAUCCACAAUAAGCAGAGAUGACGGAGGACGUUUGGAAAUCUGGUCAGGUGUGAGAGAAGUGGGCGCAAGGAAACAAGCUGAGACUCAAAGUCCGAGUCUGUAUCAUUGAUGAGUGUUGAAAUCAUGUCGGUGUUGUAUGUUUUUCUGUGUCAGAUCCCCCUGGUGUCCAAGUGUUCAACGUGUGAGAUUCUGCCGUAGCCAGUGUGUUUCAGACCCAGCUCGAUAAGAGCUUGGCAUGCUUGUUUGUGGUGUUUAACGAACUAGUUAGAAAAAGAUUUCGGCUAUCAACACACAAUAUUUUUUUUAAUGCAAUGCAACUGCCAAAAUAUACAUUUUUGGAAAUACUGCAUACUGCUAUUACUUGUUAAUUUCCCAGUUUACAGUUAAGGGAAUACUUGAUGAGCUUUUGGAUUGGAUCAACAUGUGAAUGUAACCUUAACAGACAACCGUAUCAUGUUACAGCUUGGUGACCACUAUAAACAUGCGUUUAUGUUGCUUCAUGUUCUAAUGAAUUAAAUUGGCUUGAUUUAUACUAGAUGCUGAUCAGUGUGACCUGUAAAACUUGCUAUUAAACUGCAAUAUUUUUUAAAUUUGUUUAUUUUAUUCUAUUUUAUUUUUUGUAUAAAAGUAGUUAAUCUGUUGAUCUAAAAUGCAGCGUAUUCAAAUGGUGGCCAACUUAUCAGUUAUGCUCAAGGGGAGAGGUUCAAAUGCUUGUGUAAUGCUGUACCACUGAGUACAGAUUAAAAAGCUGGAGGUAUUUAAACACUUGGCUCAAUGGACAUCUUUGAGAAAUCCAACACUUAAAGAAAACAACAUAUUUGAUAGCCCAUUCAAGUGUAAGGCAUCAGUUGCGACUGGACAAUGAUGGCAAAAAUAAUAACGAUUAUUUUGACUGAUAUUGAAAUCACGAUUUAAUACAAAAGAGGAGUCAUUCAAAACUUGAGUAUGUAUUGAACCACCAACAUUUAACUUGAUAUAACUUAAAAGAACAGCCAGUGGUGGUGCUGGCUGAAGUGCUUGCACUUUUUUGCCCCUUUAUCAGACCACUUUAUGGCUGAACAUUAAGUGAUCGCUAAGGUUAACUUGCUAAUGCUAAUACUCGGUGCGCGUGUACUGCGCUUUGCAGUGCCCAUGGUCCGGGGCGCAUAUUCUAAUACAUAUGAGUCAGAGUUAGAGCCACGUAAAUUGAAAAAAACCCUUAUCUUUAGGGUGUGGCGGCUUUUUAUUAAGCCCCUAUCAUGGCAUAGGGGAAACCCUGAAGAUGGUUUUGUUGCCUUAGGGAGCAGACACAACAGCAUGACAAACUUUGCAAACAAUUUCCUUUUGUUCGACGUCUGUCAAAUUAAAGCCAAAAAACUGAAGUCGUCCUACCUUACUUCUCAACCAAAAGCGGCCCAUCUGCCAAUGAUUUUACUCGCUCCCGCCUCAUAUUAGUGAUCCACCAACAUCACACACUUGCUGCAGCUGCUCAUAACAGGGGUGCAUUCAAGGUGUUUUUCCAGCACAAGAACUUAAGUACACGACGCACCGUGCGGCGCAUUAAUCGUCUUUCUUCGACAAUAGUGUUUUUAUGAUCGUAAAAAGCCAAAAUUGAAAUCAUGAUUAAAAUUUAAUUAAUCGUCCAGCACUAGAAUCAGUUAUAGCUUGUUAACAGCUGCCUAGCUGACAUUUCACUGUCUAACCUUACAUCAGCUUGUAAGUAAGCUAGCUGGUUAUUUAUUGCUUUCUAACAAUUAGGCACAUUUUUGGUGCUAACAUAAUACAAUUACCUAUCAGUUAAGAGUAGUUGUAGCUUUCAGCCAUUAGUUUUAGUUUUAUUGUUGUAUCAUCAGUUUCUGAUCAUUCUGGAAGCAUUAAAGUGAUAACAGUUGUCACUCACAAUUAGUCUUAAAUAAUAAGACUAAUGGAAUAAAAUAUGACUUUGCCACAGCAUUGGACUUACUUUCCUGAGCAAGACAUGAGGGGAAAUGGCCACCAUGAGAAUGCAGUCAACAAAACUUGAAAUUGAAAAAUCAUAUUUUUUGAUUUUCUGUCAGUGUGAGGGUGUUAACUCUCAUACACAGUUACACGCCUGUUGUCAGAAAGAAAGUGUGUUACAAAUGGCCACUGCUGAGAUGACAGUAUAAUCUGCCACAUUUUGUCCAAAGCAGGAUUGUCAGCCCGCAUUUUAUUCCUCUUCCAAAACCAGCUUGUCAGUUACUCACUGUGCCGAUGUGAACCAGCAUGUGUUGCAGUUUUGUGCUUUCAUUUUGUACUGGCUGAUGCUGGAAACAUUUCAGCGCCAUGCAAACUGAAAUCCGGGUUUAUGAUUGUGUGCUGUUCCAAGCUUUUGAGCUGUGAUGUGUUCUUACAUUUACAGUGUAGUUUUGUGUUGUAGGCUUUGUUUCAAUCACUUUUAUGACUUCUCUGAAUAUGUGCUUCCACUUUUUGAACUCCGACUUUUACUGUGAGGAACUGAAUCCUCAGAACAGUCAAAAGCACUGACCUCUUCUAGGAUCGUUCCUCUGUGUUGACAGCCAGCAAACUUUGAUACAUUCACUCUGUUUAUGGCACAUGCAUGGACCACAUCUUCCUCAACAUCCACCGCUACACUACCCAUAAUGCAUGAGUGCUGCUGCAUCCUACUUGGGUCUGGGUGGUCAGGCAGAUACAGGAACACCCCUGGAGAAAUAGAUAAAAGUAUAACCGAGAGGGAAAAAAAACAUUCAAAUUUGGUUUCUGAGCAUAAAAUUCAGGUUUUGAGAUGACAGGAAAUAGUUUUUUCUGUCUCUCUUCUCACUUUGCCAUUUCUCCUGAGACAUCUCUGUGUAUCCACAAAUCUUAAGUUCUCCCCUUACCCCCUUCUUUUCACUUUUUCCUGCUCUGUGCAUAUCUCUUGUCCUCAUCUGUUUUUCCAGCUCCUUCUUCAUGCUCCCUGUCCGUCACUCUGCCUGUUAUGCAAUGCUACUAACCAGUGAUGGCUCAGAGACACUGUGACCCAAUCCCUCUCAUUAAGAAGGACUCUGACUGGUUCUCACAUUUUCUGUGUUGUGGAUAACUUUUGGCUAAGAGUAACUUUUAAUGGUUCCAUGGUUGACAGUUUUGGAUAAUUAAAAUGGGGCACUCUAAGAGAUCGAUAACUUUACAAGGAAAGCCAAAAUGAGGGUUUGACAGUGUGCAAUAUUUAGUCCCAACCAGAGCUGCCAAAUUAACCAAUUAGUCGUCAACCAAGUUGAGAAAGUCUUAAGGACAGAAUUCUUGUCAUUUGUCCCACCUGACCUGAUUUGGCUUUUUUUCUGUUUUAUUUUUAUCAUUACAGUCACUACAACUACAGUGUAGUGUAUCUUCUUACUCAAGUGUAAUGAUUUCCUCACAAGACAAAUUCUUUAAGUAUUAUUUUUUCUUUAUUAAAAUUAAAGGAAAGAACUUAUUCAUUGUAAAGCCAUUAUAAUAAACAUGCAUUCAUAAACACUUGGUCAUGACAAAAGUGGCAGAAGCAAAGCUUAUAUGCCAAAAGAAAAUAAAAAAAAUUACACUUACAACCCCCCCCCCCCCAAAAAAAAAAAAAAAAAAAAAAAAAAUUAAAUAAAUAAAUAAAUGAAAAAAAAAAAAAAAAAAAGAUUUAUACAAUAAGAGGUUAAGAUUUUUUUUAAAUUAUUGUGGCCACUCAAUGUGAUUACACACACAUUUUUUUUUUGUUUUUUGCAUAAGUCACUGGCAAUAAUUUGCUAGAAAUAAACUGAACAGACCAGUGAUGUCUCAUAUCAAUUCAGACCCCUGAUCUGAAUUGAAUCAAACUGCAAUCUUGGCACAACAGUGAUAGAAGACCAGUAUGUAUUCAGAAGAAAUCAGUGUAAUAUACUUCAGGUCAUAUCUCAUGUGAAAUAACGCCAGCCUGAAACCUCUUUGUCCAGUCUGUAAAAGAAGCAUCGCUUCUGUGUUUGUGCCUCAAAUGUACAAUUUGGUAUCUUCAUUUGAGUUUUUAAAACAAUACUUCUAUUUUCAAUAACUUUGCUGUUUUUCACCAUAAAUCCAUGGAUCAUAAAGGCCCAAAAGUGUCAAGAAAUUGCAUGACCCUGAAAUAAUGUCGUCUUGUUGUCAAACCAACUGUCCAGAACCCAAAGCUGUUUUUGUAAAAAUCAUGCAACUCAAAGGAAAAACAGCAUCUCAUAAGCUUGGACUAGAAUGUGUGCACCUACAUCUGAUUAAAAAUGACUGAAAUGAUCAGUCAGUUAUUAGAAUAGUGUCACGUAUUUCAUAUUUUGGACAACUAAUUGUUGCAGCUCUGAAGGAUUUCCUUUUCUCUCAUGUCCACCGCCCAGCAGAUGAGAACCACAGAUCAGUUCAGGCUCUUUGCUCAGUCUUUGUGCAGCAGGUAAACCUGGUUUAUCCAAACAUGAAAACCACAGACUUCAAAACUUAAUUCAGCAAAGUUAGAAAUGUUCUUAUCCCAAAAUCAGACUGCACUUGCAUUAAGUUUGUUUCUGUUUGUUUUCAUGUCUUGAAAAGGCCUCAUGAAAUGUCACGAGUUAGUAUUUCAUUCACCUGAACCCCUUCUCAUGUCCCAGACUCGGAUAAACCAGUUUACACUGUGAGUGCAAAACUUUCCCCAAUGAUAAUGACCAAACAUCUAACAUGUCAGACCAUGAUGAAAGAAAAAAGUCAGAUUUAGAGGAGUAAAAUAAGCCAGGAGAGAUUAAAAAAGAGUUCUUAUAGUGUUUAAGAAGCAGUAGUGUACUUAAACAUGUGUGUAUACUUUGUCUUUCCUCACCUCUUCUUCUCCUCUCCUAUUUCAGGCAUGUGGCGACCCCAAGGCUAAGCCCUCCUAUCUUGUUGAUAAGAACUUGGAAUCGGCUGUUAAAUUUAUCGUCAGGAAGUUCCCUGCUGUGGAGACGCGGAAUAACAACGUAAGAAUAUUCACAUGCAUGUGUGUGCUGCAAAUAAAAAGUUUUUUUUUUUCCCCCAAUGAUAUUAUUCUAAACUUUGUAUAAAAAGGCAUAUUCUCACACCGCAGUUUCCUCAAUAUUUUCUAUUUUAGACUUCAGUUUUUCUUUUUCAUGUCACACUUCGAAAUCUUGUAGCUGAGCAGUUCUGGAUAACCUACAGUAAAAGAAAUAUUGCCGGAAUAAAAACAACAACUGAGAGUUAUCAUCUUCACGGACCUGUCAUAUUUCAUGAGACUGAUAUUGUAUCCAGAGAUCCCAUGCUGCUGCUUCCCCACUACAUUACAUUACUGAAAUUUUCACAUUAUAAGGCACACCUGAUUAUAAGGCGCACCAUCAAUGAACACGUCUAUUCGCGUCUAUUUUCAUACAUAAAGCACACCAGAUUAUAAAGCACACUGGAUUAUAAAGCGCAUUAAGCCAAACAAAAUAGGUAAGUCAAAAUUCAUUUAACUCAUUCAAUAGCUCCUUGAGGCUACGGUAGCUGCAGUGCUCCGACAAGCCAAAAGGAUUUGAAGUUCGCCUUAUAGUGCAAAAAAUACAGUAUUUUAAACAGCUUGUUUUUGUUAGUGUAGUUUAUCUGACUAUUAAGUCCAAUUUUUAGUCUCUGAUGUCACGCAUCUUUACUAGGGGUGGGUGAAAAAAACGAUACAGCAUAGUAUUGCGAUAUUUUGUUUGGUGAUGUAUCAUAUCGUCUCAUUAACCAAGUGUUGAUUUUUCAAAUGUAUUGCGAAUAUGAAGUCAAAUCGAUGAUCAUGGAAAAAUAAAAUCAACUGUUUGUCCAGUGAGGUUUACAGAGGUGGCAUCAUAGAGCAGGAGAAAUUUAGUGCAACAAACGGCACCUGGGGAGGAACAGUAGGAAUGCAAGCAGGGCACAAAUGAGAUGGACAUAACACAAGGUUUGCAAGAUGUGCGGCAUGAAAAUAAAAUACAGCGUAAAUAAGAAACAUAAAAGAAAGACAAAUGCUAAAUUAGCUUAACAGUAGAAACAACUAUAUAAAUCACAAGAUAUUAUAUGGCAAUACUCACUGAAUUGCAAAAUGUUAAAAAUUGCAAUAAUAUCGUAUCGUGGCCCAAGUAUCGUGAAAAUAUUGUGUCAUGGGGCCACUAGUGAUUUCCACCCUUAAUCUUUACUGUUCUUAUUUAUUUUAUUUUAUGAUUUGCUUGGAAUCAGUUUAUCACAUUUUACGUAUAUGACAAUUAUACAAUCAAAUCAGUGCUUACAGUUAUCAUAGCAGCACAAUUAGACACAUCCAAACUCGGUGUAGCUUUUGAACCAUAAGUACUAAUGCAUUGCCAUCAAGAUGCCCCUGUCAGAGAUGUCGCCCUUUUACAGAUGUCCCUAACUUUAGGGCUUUGAAACUGAUGGUGGUUACAAAGUGGAUAGAAUUGAUUUAUUUUUGUGUGUUUGUGUGAGAGUGUGUUUAUGGAGUGAGUGAACUAACUCAUUAUGAGUCAUUGGUCAUCAAUUGUGUCCUUCCAGCUUUACUUGUUAGCUUAGCUUGUAGCUUUUCGCCUAUGUGUUUGUGUGAUCAUUUAGCAAACUGUGUGUGUGCGUGUGUGUGUGUAUGUGUGUGUGUGGGUGUGAAUGUUUGUGUGUUUGUCUAGCUAACUGCUUUAUUCAGUAUAUAUGUGCAGAAAUUGUCUCUUACGUUGUUUUCUGCUUUGUUUCUGUGUUUGUUUGUGUUCUGCAUGCUAAACUUGGCUUAUUCCGGACUUGUGCUUUUUGGUAAGUUUUGUAUCUAAGUUUCUGCAAUUUUUUUGUAUUUUAGUUUUGUAAUAAUGUAAACUUAUUUUUCGUACCUGUUUUGAAAGCUGUGUUUGGAGUGUUCUUUUGCUUUGCUUCGCUUAUCUCUUCUCUGCUGCGAGCUGUUUUUUUUUUUCUAACUUUCAUCCACUGAAUGACUGUGUGACUUCUGGUUUACUAUCGGGUUUACCAACUGGCUGAUUACAAGUUGGUUAAAUGGCUUGAUGACAGAGCAGCUGGCUGUCUGCACCAAGGAGUAGAUACUUAAAUUUUUCUGAGCUUACUGUCUGUUACAAUUAUUAUUUCAGCUCAGAUGGGACUAUUCUCUGAAUGGCUAUGGAUAUGGGGCCCUGAAAGCCUCUGUCAGGUGGCAGUCAAAAGGACAAUGGAGUAGGGGUCCUGACCUUUCAAGUAAAGAGUCACAACACCUCCAAAUUCUCUUUAGCUUGACUCUAUUUGGUUAUAUAUGUUUGAACUCCUUGGUGCAGCAGGGUCACAAUCCUUGCACUCAUUUCUUUUCCCCUUUUCUUAUACAACUGGAGUGGUGCCAUCAAUGACAUGAAACACACACACACACAGCUUUUAAUUUACACUCUGUAUGCUUCACUUAAGUCUGUCAUGUAAAUCGAAGCUGCUCUCUACUCUCUAAAGCUUAUUAAAAGAUUGAAGUGACAAUCUUUUUCAAGCUGAGCUUCUUUUCAAGUUUUGGUUUGCAAACAUUGCAUCCACAGUUUAUCUUUACCAGACAUCUCCAGGUACAGAAAAUCACGUUUUCUCUUUCAGUGUUUUUAACAGAUUAACUUUUCCUCUCCUUUCUGUCUUCAAACUUCUUGAAAUUUCUAUCCAGGUGCUACUGGGUGUUUUGGAAGAGAAUUUUUACUUUGGUCAAAUAUAUAUUUUAUCUUUUAUCUGUUCAACUUCGAAAGCUAGAAUGUUGAACACUAAAAGUUAGAUGUUUUUUUUUUUUUUAACAGAAAAAAAACUCGUUUUUUUUUUUGUUUUGAUACAGAAACCAGACAGAAGAAAUUUAGUGUUACAUAAACAUAAGUCGUACUGUAAUAUAAGAGAGAUAACCAAUUCUAAAGGGAAAAAUGUCUCAACUAUUCAAAGACUUUAAUCUUAUUUACCAUAAUGCAGUUUCUCUGCAGAUGUGUAGCUCUUCUGAUACACAGUGCAUCUUUUACACCAAUUUUUUAUGGUACCAAAAUAAACUUUAAGAUCGUUUUUAGAUACAUAUUUAAAAAUUUCAAGUAAAUAAUUUAUUUCACCAAAGUAAAAUAACUUCAUAUACUUUUUCAGUUUGAAGUGGGUUUUUUUUCUCCUCUGUCUUUUUGUCUUUUUGCUCUGGUGGAGGAAUAACUUGAGUUUUACUCGCUCCACUUUCUCUAAAGUAUUCAGCAUUUCAUGUACAAGUUUAAAGUCAAAAUAAAUAAAAAAAUGGGUUCUUUGCAGGUCUGUUAAAUUAUAGAUAACAUCAUUCUUAGAAAUGUGCUGAACCUGGAAACACCCACUACCAAAGCCUAUUUAGAAGUUAUUUGUUUAUUCUUUUAUUAAUCUGAGACAAAGUUUAGCAGUCAUAUCAUCUGUCAGAAAAGUUUAGAUUAUUUAAAUCUAUACACCUCUCAUUUAUAGAUUUAUUGUUUGUGAGUAAAUGAACAUUUGUAUUACACAAGGAUCUAAGCAACACUAAAGAACCAGGACAGUCAGUGUAGGAUUUGUCAGUUUAGUGUAUAUAUAGGUACACGAAGGGCCAAAGGUCAGGUUUAACUGUCUUAGACAAAUUCUCUGUAAGACCAAAUAUGACGUUAACUGCUGAUUGUAUCAUAACUUCAUUUUAAUUGUGUGCAUUUUGCCGUGUUUGCAGCAACAGCUGGCUCAGCUGCAGAAAGAAAAGUCUGAGAUUCUGAAGAACCUGGCUCUCUACUACUUCACUUUUGUGGAUGUCAUGGAAUUUAAGGUGAAAACACACACACACACACACUCUUCCUUACAAAUUUUGCACGGGUGAUUUUGUUUAGGUACUUAACUCCUAACACUUCUUUCUACAGGACCAUGUGUGUGAGCUGCUGAACACCAUUGACGCCUGCCAAGUCUUCUUUGACAUUGUGAGUGCGAUCCGUGAAUUGUGAGGCUGUUAAACUGCGGCACUAGUUGUUUUAUAAGUAGUGUUUUGGUCAAUAUUAAUUCAGUGUUGGAUAUGUUAACUCUUUUCGUGUUAGACGGUGAACUUUGACCUGACCAAGAACUACCUAGACCUGGUGGUGACUUACACUACUCUGAUGACAAUACUGUCUCGCAUCGAGGAGAGGAAGGCCAUCAUUGGGCUGUACAACUAUGCUCACGAGAUGACACAUGGAGCAAGGUAAUCAUGAAGUUUGAUCAACAGUUCGACCAAUCACCAUUUAGUUUGGAGAGUCUCAGCAGAGAGUGUUAUCAGUGUAAACAUGAAUGUGAGCUUGUUUUGUGCUGAUUAAAAAUGAGUGUCAACACAGAUGAGAAGGAACUAGGGGUGGGAGAAAAAAUCGAGUUUGAUCAGUCGAUCUUCCUGUCGGCUUGACAGGAAGUCUACAGUAUAUCUACAGUAUAUAUUACACUGUAGAUAUCUACACAAUAUAUAUAUUUUUUAUAACUUCGUUAAAAAAAAAAAAGUAAAAAUCUGCCAAUUAUCCCCCCCCCCCCCCCCCCCCAAUAAUCGGUAUCAGCAUCAGCCCCAAAAAAAACAUAUCCAUCGGGCCCUAGACCUGACACAAAGUUUGCAAGAAGUGCUACAUGAAAACAAAAUAUUGCAUCAAUAAGACAAACAUAAAGGAAAGAAAAAUGCUAUAUCAGCUAAGCAGUUGAAAAGUUUGUAUAGAUAGCAGUAUAUGGUAUUGCAGUACUCACUUUAUUGCAAAAUAUUAAUAAUCGCUCUAAUAUUGAAUCGUGGCCAAAGUAGCGUGAUUAUAUCGUAUCGUGGGGCCACUAGUGAUUCCCACCCCUAGAAGGAACCCACACAUUUCUGGUAGUAACACAUCCUCAUUGAUAAGGUCAAAAACAAUAACUAGUAUUCUGCCAUAGACAUCUUCAUAUGUUACUCAAGAACCAAGACAUUUUUAGUUUUACCCCAUUGUUUUUAAGAACUUGUGUGCCCUGUCUGACAGUGACCGGGAGUAUCCUAGGCUGGGCCAGAUGAUUGUGGAUUAUGAGAACCCUUUGAAGAAGAUGAUGGAGGAGUUUGUUCCACAUGGAAAGGUGGGGUAACUGCAUAAAUAUCUAGUGAUAAACGCUUUAUCACGAGAUAAAGUGGUAAAGCUCAUUUGUCCUAUGCCCUUUCUUUUGUAAGUACUGGUUGUGCCAACAAAAUGGACUUUGAGGGUCUACAGUGUGAUCUUUGAUUCAGUCUUGUUUUUGCGGAGGCACUGUUGCCAUAGCAUCUCAAGUGCCAUUUUUAGAUCAGUCAGAGUGAAAGUAUGUCUUACUCUAUGAAUGGGAGUCAAAACUCAAAUAAAGAAAUGUAGGAAUAUUUUUGAAAAAGCUCACAAUUUAUAGAGUUUUACUGAAGUUGCUUAGAUAACUGAUGAUCAGCUUCAUAAAACUACAGAACUAGUGAGCUAACUGUGCACCGAUAGGUCGAAUACGCUUCUACAUCAUUUGCAGAAAUAUUUUAUUCAGUUUGUUCCUCUCCUCUGCCAUUUUUUUAAUCUCCCACGUUCCCCUCUCUCUCUUCCCCCCAUGCUGCCUUUCUUCAUCCCUCUCUCUCUCUUUUUUCUGUCCUCUAGUCCUUGUCAGAUGCUUUGAUCAGUCUUCAGAUGGUUUAUCCCAGGAGGAAUCUGUCCGCUGACCAGUGGAGGAACGCCCAGCUGCUCUCUCUCAUCUCUGCUCCUUCCACCAUGCUCAACCCCGCACAGUCAGACACUGUCAGUAUGAUGAUGACCGCACCGAAACAGCUUGAUGUGUAGCUUGUACCUAUACUUUUGAUCAUGGUGCCUGGUCCAGGCAGAUAGUUUGGAAGAGUAUUGACAAAGUUUGAGUCUUACAUCACUCUUUUAUGUCUCUGUCUUUAGAUGCCUUGUGAAUAUCUUUCACUGGACACAAUGGAGAAGUGGAUUGUUUGUAAGUUCUUCACAAAACAAACCCUAUUCCCAUGUAUUUAUUUCAUCACAGGUUGUUCAUCGCUCUUUGUUGAUGGUUACACAUUGUCAUAUCGUCCUCUCUUCUCUUUUGUCCAGUUGGCUUCAUCCUGUGUCACGCGGUGCUGAACAGCGACGCAGCAGCGUUGUCUCUGUGGAAGUUAGCCCUGCAGAGCUCUACCUGCCUCUGUCUGUUCAGGGAUGAAGUCUUCCACAUCCACAAGGCUGCAGAGGAUCUCUUUGUAAACAUCAGAGGGUAAGAGUGCCUGAGAGUUUGCACUGUGUUUGUCUGUCCAAACCAUGAAUUGACAAGUUGACUGGCCGCACCACUUUGACCACUGGCCCAGGAAUAACAUUUUUGGUUCAAUUUUUAUGUUCUACUCUAACUCUUAAUCCGUGUUAUGCUAAUAUGAUGUAAUAUGAGUUUAGAGACUCUAACAUGAAAGCAGGUAUCGAUGUUACUCUUCUCAUCGGGUAGCUGGUGACUAAUAAAAAUUUUGCAAAUUAAACGAUGAUCUUCUAGUGACUUUUACGACAGCCACUAGCAACUUUUCUUACUGAGGAUUUGGCAACACUGGAUAUAGCAUCAGCGGGCUUCCGUAGAAGUGGGAAAAAAAACAUGAAGACAGCAAGACCAAGUGUGGUAUGGGACCUUUUCGGGCGGGAAAAUUAUGAGGCUUGCUGCAGACACUGCAAUUUCGUGUACAAGUACAACCUGACUACGACCCCAGUGAUGUACCACUUGCACCACAUAUGUCCAACUGAGGUUAAUGAAUCCUCCAAGUGCUCUCAGUCUCAACCUACCAUUAUUUGUUUUGAGCAGUCUUGCCCGGAUUUUGACCAGAAACAGUGGUUUUAAAAACAUAUCAGUAAAAUGUACAAGAACAAGCUUUUAUCACAAUCCGUCUACCGUUAAGUGUCAAAUCUGAUGUUUUAAGUGCGCCGGUGGGAGAGACAGCAGCUGUCUGCAACACUGCCUGUCACAUUCACUUCGUGCGCUUGUGAACGCUUGCAGAGAGACAGACAUGAAACCUUCGCUGGAGCAGUGAAUAACACCAUGAUCUCGCAGCGACCACUGAAAAAACUACAGUAUGCUUGUAUAUGAAACUAUGUGUUUGUGUGUUUAUUUUUUGAAAGGCAUUAUUUAACAGGCCCGAGUGGUCUAGGUGGAGUGCGCAGUUAGCUGGCCUGGAGCCUGUUAGAUGUACAGCCGGGCCACCAAGCCAGUCAUAAUGUUGAGCCCAGAUCCAAACAUUAUGAUUAAUAUCAGUUAAUACUAAUGCUUAAAGCGGUUAAGGCACUCGGUUCUUGAGAUGCAACUGCUAUUUCUCACCAAAAAUCGUUUUGUUUUUUUUUUAUGGUUUUUUUGUUUGUUUGUUUGUUUGUUUUUUCAGUCUUUUGUGGCGGUACCUGAACACCUUAAUCCUCAGUCGAGUACCUCUUAAGUUUUUGGCUCCUCAUUGACCAAAAAAAACAAAGAUGCUUGAGGCUCAUGACAUUUUCAUCAUACAUUUUAAACAUCCAUAUGAAUCUAAAAUAAACUACAUUCACAAGAAGCCGGUACCAUAUCAUAUUUAAAACAUCUCUGCACAUUUUCCCUCUUAUGACACAUGUUCUUUUUCUCAUGUGUUUCCAGGUACAACAAGCGAAUCAAUGACAUCAGAGAGUGCAAGGAGCAGGCCUUAUCUCAUGCGUACGUAAAUAAUCUUGUUACUGAUUCUGUCAUUCUCUGCCAAACCUCAAUCUUCAUCCAAUUUGUUCCCAACACACAGAAGAAAUUGGGUUCUUCAGAUUUAUUUCUCUGCCCUCAUUUUCUGUUUCAUUCAUUUGUAUUCCUGCUCACAGGCUUUGGUCUUUCCCUCAGGGAGUCUCAAACGGAAUCAUCACCUUCUUCUUCCCUUUAUCCCCUAUUCAGUUUCUCCCCUGUUUUAUCCUCCCCCUCUGUCUCAUCUCGGCUCUUAUCCUCUUACUGAUUCUGUCUCCCCCUUUCAUCUCUACUCUCAUUCUUCUGCCGUCACUGCCAUCUACUUACUUUUGUGCUUCUGCAGGAUUGUCCUCAAAGUGUCAAAAUACCAUUUAAGCAUGAUGCUUGGGUGUCUUGAUACUCCUCCCUAACUUCCUCUUCGUCUGCCUUCUUCUUUCUGCAGGGGCUCCAUGCACAGAGAGAGACGCAAGUUUCUCAGAUCAGCUCUGAAGGAGUUAGCCACUGUUUUAGCCGACCAGCCUGGACUACUGGGUCCAAAGGUAAAGAAGGGGAGACCACCUCAAACAUCCAAACCAUGCCCAAAAUCAUGCUUUGUUCACAAAACCAGAAUCAGGCUUGGUUAAAAUUACAGUGGUGUAGUGGUUAGCACGGUCACCUCACAGCAAGAAGUUCCUGGGUUUGAAUCCAGGUCAGGGCAUUUCUGUGUGGAGUUUGCAUGUCCUCCCUGUGUCUGCGUGGGUUUAUUCCAGGUACUCCGGUUCCCUCCCACAUCCCAAAAACAUGCAGAAGUUGGGUUAGGUUAAUUGGUCACUUCCAAAUUGCCCCUGUGGAUGGUUGUUCAUCUCUAUGUAUCAGCCCUGCAAUGAAUUGGCAACUUAGCCAGUGUGUCCCAAAGAUGCUGGGAUAGGCUCCAGCCCCCUGCAACCCCCUAACGGGAAAAACAGUAGAAGAUGGAAAUGAAAAAAAAAAAAAAACUCUCAUGAUCUCAGUAGUUAUUGUAAGUGUAUUCUAAGACAGUCAUGGAAAGUGUUGGUAUUUUUGCUGAUCAUUUCUGUGCUUUUUAUCUCUGGAAUGUGCUCAACCAAAGCAUAUGUAGAAAUCCAAAUCAAGUUCUUGGCAUUGAGAGUGGAAUCCACUUACUCUUAUUUUUGCAAUUUUCAAAUUUUGCCAAGUGUUGUUAAAGACACUGCAGGACCAAAUUAGUAUUGUAAUGUUGAUCGAGAAAGCACCUGAAUUGGCAGGAGUUUCAAGUGUCUGAAACCUAACCCUUGAAGCCCAUAUAGAUAAUUCCACCCAUUGUCUUCAUUUGACCUUCAAAGAGCUUCCAUAAGAUUCAUUUCUCAAGAAUCAAUCCAGCCGAGAGGGUAUCAUCAUAGACAUUUUAUGAAAAAGAAUGCAAAGCAUGAUCAAAGACAAACUUUGCACCUCAAUGCUGUUCUUGUAAGACUUAGUCCUGGUCUGAACAAGUACAAUACUGAAAGAUCUUUAAAUCUUAGAGCAGUGGUUCUCAAGUCCAGUCCUCGAGGCCCACUGUCCUGCAUGUUUUUGGAUGUUUCCCUGCUCCAACACACCUGAUUCAAAUGAUCAGCUCGUUAUCAAGCUCUGUAAUGGCUCAAUAACAAGCUGAUCAUUUGAAUCAGGUGUGUUGGAGCAGGGAAACAUCCAAAACAUGCAGGACAGUGGGCCUCGAGGACUGGACUUGAGAACCACUGCCUUAGAUGACCCUCCAAACAGUGCUGCAGAGGUCUGUCAGUUUAUCAGGACAAAUGAAAGCUAUGUACUUUCCCCUGUUCAUAUGCAGAGCCUCAUGAAUAUGUAAAUGUGCAUAUGAAAAUGUUUGUCAUGUCUGACUGACUCUGUCAACAUUUGUGGUUCAGGGAAUUUAAGGUCACUGUCGACCCCUCUCAGUGAUUUGUGCUUGAGUGGUUUAUUUUGGGGAAUUUAUUCACAUUUAUUGUUUUUAAAUUUUUGUGUUUCCUUCUGUUCCUCUCGUUCUUUUUUUCACCUUCUUUUCUCUCCUCUUCUUCUUUUCGCCUCCCUCUACAUUUCUUUUCCUUCGGUCCCACUAGGCAUUAUUUGUAUUCAUGGCGUUGUCGUUUGCCCGUGAUGAGAUCAUCUGGCUGCUUCGACAUGCCGACAACAUCCAGAAGAAAAGCACAGAUGACUUCAUAGACAAGUAGGCAAACACACACACUCACACGCCUAAAUGAAACUACAAAUAAACAGGUGUGUGUUCUACAGUAACAGAAACCUGACAUAUGUUUGUGUGUACUUUGCAGACACAUAGCAGAGCUGAUCUUCUACAUGGAGGAGCUCAGAGCUCAUGUCAGGAAAUACGGCCCUGUGAUGCAGCGAUACUACGUCCAGUACCUGUCUGGAUUUGAUGCAGUGGUGCUUAAUGAACUGGUGCAGGUACGAACACAUGCACUUCAUCGACCUACAUAAAAGGCCCUGAACUGUAACUAAUUCAUACUUACAGUGUAAACCAUAGACUGUAUAUAGAAUGGAUGCUGUGAAGGAAGCCACCAUGAGAACAGCACCCUCUGCUGAUGGGCUGCAGUAUAGGUCAUAAAUCCCGCCUCCGCCAGCAAUCCCUAUGGAGCUGUGGACAAACUUUAGAAAUUAAUUACACAGAAUAUAAAUUUUUCUCCUCCCUGGUUGCGAUGUUGACAUGUAGUUACUGUAAGACUGGUUUAUGCGCAAGUCCUCUUUUUUUCUGUGCAGCUCCAUUUUUGAAAGUUUUUUAGGGGGUUCAUGUUUUCUAUGAUUGACACUUGAUACAGCCGCUGGGCAUUCGAAGAUUGCGUAGCUCACCCAGGGGAUACGCUGUUUCAGCCAAGCGUCAUCACAGCGACUCUCCCACAGAAUGUGUACAAAGCUACUGUGCAAGUGGUGGUUCCAGGAAGUAGAGAAAGUUCCAGAAAUACCCAGAGCAAUUUGGCUUCAAAUUGGUAUAAUGAUGGAAGGCGGAGCUGAGUUGUCCAUAGUAUAUACAGUCUAUGGUAUAAACGUUGAUACAGAUUGUAACAGAGUUUCAAAGAUCAGCCUUGAGAGAAGAAACGUUCCCAAACUUCACUUCCUGACCCGUUUUCUGAAAUGACUGAUCUGACAGAACCUGUCGGUGUGUCCAGAGGAUGAGUCCAUCAUCAUGUCUUCAUUUGUCAACACCAUGACCUCGCUCAGCGUCAAACAAGGUAAACAUUGAGCUGUUUUACAAUGUCAGACUCAAGGGAAGGGGUAGCAGAAUCGCAGUCAGUUCCUCACAGAAGCUUUUGCAGUAAUUAAACUUUUACUAAUUUGUGUAGUUUUUGUGAUUCUUUUAACUAGGCAUGUUUAUGACUUCCCAGAGACAGUAUGCUUUCGUGUUAAUGUCUGAAUGUUUUGUGCUUCUGUGUUACAGUGGAGGAUGGAGAGGUGUUUGAUUUCAGAGGCAUGAGACUGGACUGGUUCAGACUGCAGGUGUGUGCUGACAUACAGAGCUUAAAUCAGAAAAAAACAAAAGUGCUUUCCACAAGAAAUGUUGAUUUAGUGAAACAGAUCAUAAAAGGAAGAAUCUCAUUAUUCUGUUUUUUUGUUUCUUCUCCAGGCGUACACCAGUGUCUCUAAAGCCAGUCUCGGUAUAGCUGAUCAUAAAGAACUUGGCAAAAUGAUGAACACCAUCAUCUUUCACACCAAGAUGGUGGACUCUCUGGUGGAGAUGCUGGUGGAAACUUCAGACCUGUCCAUAUUCUGGUGGGACAUAUUCACACUAGCCUGUACUUGCAAACACAAACUGAUUUCACCAUUGCCAGUUUGGGUGGUGAUCUCUUAAUUUUGGUGUUGUGUGUGUAGCUUUUACAGCCGUGCAUUUGAGAAGAUGUUCCAGCAAUGUUUGGAGCUUCCCUCUCAGAGCCGACACUCCAUCUGCUUCCCUCUGCUCUGCACACACUUCAUGUCUUGCACACACGAGCUCUGUCCUGAAGAGGUAAAAGAAAACCUGCAUCUCUAUAAAAGCAAGAGCACAAAAACACUUGUGUAUUACUCUAAAAACGUUCUGUGUUGAUAACUAAAGCAACUUUUUUGUGUGUGGGUUAUCUGUUGACUUUUUCAACUGCACAGCGUCACCACAUAGGAGAUCGAAGCCUGUCGCUGUGUAACAUGUUUCUGGAUGAGAUGGCCAAACAGGCCAGAAACCUGAUCACUGACAUCUGCACUGAACAAUGUACACUCAGCGACCAGGUAGGAACAAAUACACACACACACAUUCACAAACACUUGAAGAGGUAGAAAAUCAGGUUUAAUGGUAAUGUUGUGCAUAUAAUGAGUCGCUACAUGGAAAGAGGAGAUACCCUGGGCCAGUGACAAAUCAAAUUCACUGGCCCCACCACUUUGAUCACUGCCCGAGGAAAAAUAUUUUUUAUUCAAUUUUUAUGUUAUACUGUAACUCCUCAACUGUGUUGUGCUAAAUUAUGUAAACAGGCCUAUAUACUGGCAAUACUGAGUUAUAUCCUUAUGCUAAUAAAAACAGAUCUCCUGAUUUGUUUACACAUCAGAAGAGAGUACUAAUUCAUUCCUACAGACAAACUACCUUAUAUUUUCUAUACUUAACUUGCUUGUCUGCAUAUGACGGCACUGACUGGAAGAUUUUGCAAAAUUAGAAAUGGGCAUGCUUUAAUCGAUCAUUAAGUAUUACAUUGAUCACACAAAAUUCCGAUUGAUCUAAUGUUAUUAAUAAGGUCUGACAGCGUGCGUCCAUCCUCCAGCUGCUUUCUUGCAAAGAUCAACCUCUGCUGAUACCCUCUCGUAAAAGCAAUGCAGUGACUAUUUCCUUGUGGAAGGAUUUUGACAUUUUACAAGGGGAGUGAUAAAGCGUCAGCGGGCUUCAGUAGAAGUUAGUUCAUUUCUCUCAGUCUGCUGGUUUGACUCCUACCGAUAGAAGGACAUCAGCUGGGCCACGAAUAAUCGAGUCAUUCUGUAAUGCUCUUUAUGUUGGUGUUAAUCAGGCUUCCCUCACACGCUUACAGUUAGUCCAGAACACUGCUGCUCAUCUUUUAACAGGUAAACAAACACCUGAUCACAUCACUCCAAUUCUGGCGUCCCUCCAUUGGCUUCCCAUUUAUUUGAGAAUUUGUUUUAAAAUUUUGUCAGUUUUUAAAUCUUUAAACAGAUCAGCGCCACAGUACAUCUCUGACCUCUUAAAUGUUUACCCCCCCCUCCACAUUCCUUGAGGUCUGCUGAUCAACUCCAACUCAUUGUCCCUAAAACUCGUUUAAAAACCCAUGGUGACGGAACUUUCUCAGCUGUGGCUCCCAAAUUGUGGAACAAAUUGCGCUCAAGAUUAAAACAUCCCCCACUCUCUCUACUUUUAAAUCACACCUUUAAAACUCCUUUUUAUUCCUUGGCUUUUAGUUCAGCAUGAGAGUUGUGUGAUCUCUGUCCUUUUAUGUCAUUUAUGGUGUCCUUUUAUCACUUCUAUUUCUUUUAUGUUUUUUUGUUUUCAUUUCAUUUAUUUUAAUUCAUUUAAAAUGUUUUACCUGCUUUUAUUUAUUUCCUCUUGAUUUUUUUUUUUUUUAUUUCUGCAUCGUUUGUUUGUAUAAUUUUACUGUGCAGCACUUUGGUAAACUUGAAUGUUUUUUAAAAUGUGCCAUAUACAUAAAGCGGAUUGGAUUGAAUUCCCCUGUUUUUACUCUUUCUUCCAGCUGUCUCUUGUUACUGUCCUCUCUCCAUCAUCUGUUUUUUGUUCAUUUUAUCUGUAGCUGCUUCCAAAGCAUUGUGCGAAAACCAUCAGCCAGGCCGUGAACAAGAAGAGCAAGAAGGCAACAGGAAAGAAGGGAGAGCCGGAGAGAGAGAAGCCAGGAGUGGAGAGCAUGAGGAAGAACAGACUACUGGUCACCAAGUGAGUCCUCUCUCUGCUCUUUGGCUCUCAUUAUGCUUCAUGAGUAAUUACUGCUCUCAUUCUUAACUAUAGAUAGACCUUGUCUUAAGUAGAGUUUGACUAGACUCCCAUUUACUCCUUUAAUCAUCUACCUUUUCAAGGAUCAGUCAUGAUUACAGUUACAUUUCACUCAUUCCUCAUAUUAACAGGUGACUUUGCCAGUUAUUAUAAUUUUAUCCUUUUUAAAUGAUACUGUGCAAACAUUAGAGUGAAAUGAUCACUAUUAACCAUCUGUGGUGGUGGGGGUUUAAUGCAUAUAUUAGAAUUUCACUCAAUGCCAUCUACAUGUUUCUUUACCAAGACAUUAAGGAUCAUUAUUAUGCCAGUCUUUUUUUUAUAUUUAUGUAAUCUGCUGCUACAAAGAGCACAUUUGUCCAAACUCACCAUUCAAAGUGAAGCAGUAUCUCAUGGAGUCCAUUUUCACCUUUCAUCCUUUUCCUUGUAUUUCUCCUCCCCAGUCUGGAUAAACUCCACACAGCUUUAUCUGAGCUCUGCUUCUCCAUCAACUAUGUCCCCAACUUGGCAGUGUGGGAGCACACAUUCACACCGAGAGAGUACCUCACCUCACACCUGGAGAUCCGAUUCACCAAGUAAACAAAUAACACACCGAUUUAACACAAAUACUUCUGCUCUUAACACAAAUACUUUUGUCCAGUCAGGUUGUGGACAUUGUUUAUCAUCAUAAAUCUUCUUUUUGGUGCUGAGUUUCCAGUAAGUAGCCAUAUCUGGCCUGUCGCUGUGACAGACAGAUAUGAAGAAGAAAGAAAGGAGUACAACAGUCAGAGUCAGAGCUUUUUUCUCAAACUUAAAAUACAAACAGGAAAGCAUGUUUGGAUAAAUAAACAUAAAAAUAGAACACAUGCUAAGUUUAAAUGCGCCUUCUCUAGUUAAACUCCCCUGUCUGACUACUCAUGGUAUCCCAGUGUCCUAAUGGUCCCACUGCCUCUGUCCCCAGGUCUAUAGUGGGAAUGACCAUGUACAACCAGGCUACCCAGGAGAUAGCCAAGCCCAGCGAGCUGCUGACCAGCGUCCGGGCCUACAUGACAGUGCUUCAGUCCAUAGAGAACUACGUCACCAUCGACAUUACCCGUGUCUUUAACAACGUCCUCCUACAACAGACACAGCACCUGGACAGCCAUGGGGAGCCAACCAUCACCAGUCUGUACACAAACUGGUGCGUGUCUUAAUGAUCUCUUUUUGUUGAAGAGUUCAAGUAUAUCCUCUAAGACUUCUAUAUGAAGUACUGUCAGAGCUCAGAUUAAUACAUGCCAGAGUGUGGUUGUCUUCAGUCGCACAAAAAAAAGUUUUUUUUUUCCAAAGUUCAUCACUCUUUGUUUUGAGAUCCUGUCUUGAGACAUUAUUUUGUGUGUUUAGGUACCUGGAAACGUUGCUCCGUCAAGUUAGCAACGGACACAUCGCCUACUUUCCCGCCAUGAAGGCCUUCGUCAACCUGCCCACAGAGAAUGAGUUGACUUUCAAUGCAGAGGAAUACUCGGACAUCUCUGGUAUGAAGCACAUGAACUUGCUUAUGACAAGUACUGCCUUUUUUAAAAAAUUCAAGAUUGAUACUGCAGUAAAAAAGGAGUAGGGGGAAUACUCAAUAACUAACUUGUUGAGACUCGAGUGGUUCUUUAUGCUGGUUGACACAUGCCAUUCAAUGUAGAGAGGACAAAGAAACUCUGGCUGUUUGUAUCUGAAAGAAUAAAACAAUACCUCUCCUCUCAAAGUUCACACAAACCGCGUUGUGCCUUUGCUGCAGUGUGUGGCCACUGCUGCUGCAGAGCAGAUCAUGUUAGAGGAGAUGACAGAUGAAAGUGAGGUUCUCAGCCCUUACCCAAAAUGAGUUUCUUGAUUAGCUUUGAAGUCUUUUGGGGACUUUGUAAAAAAAGACCAGGUAUUUGUGGAUGCAGAAUCACAGGCAGGAGGUGAUGGCUGGUUCUAACUGGCUGGUAAAGCAGAUCAAAUGUAACCCUGAAUAACUCUGGAUAAAAUGUUAGUCAGUCAGUUGGAUUCAUAAAUUUAUAAAGUAAUGUUUUGCUGCACUCUUCCCUUUGCUUAAUUUGGGUAGUCGGGUUUUGUUUCCCAGUAAUAUCUCGAAUAACCUGGAGACAUUUAGGAUCAUUAUAAUGCCAGUCAAUUUUUUAUUGUGACAGCCCUAAUUUACAAUUAACAACUGCAGGUUAUUAUUAAAGAGAAAUUCACAGCCACAUAUUAUAACUUUUUCUAUAUUUGCUAAUGUUUGUGUGUUUUCACAGAGAUGCGUUCCCUGUCGGAGCUUUUGGGUCCAUAUGGUAUGAAGUUCCUCAGUGAGAGUCUAAUGUGGCACAUCUCAUCACAGGUCGCUGAACUGAAGGUAUAAACAUAAAGCCACAGAUAUAUACUCAUACUUUCACAUUUUAAUUUUGAUUUGAAUUUCAAAAAUUAAAAUGUGAAAUUAAAAUUUUAAUCUGUCUCGAAGUAACAACUUUCCUGUAAUGGGGGGGAAUACAGUGAUGUUUAGUAUCACUACCUUACUGUCAAAGUAGUCUGAGUACAACUCAGUGUUUGGCAGCGCUAUGAUGUGAAUUGAUAUAGAUAACACACCCGUAAGUUCAAUUGAGGCACAAUAAGUCUGCAAAUGUAGCUCAAGCAGGAACUGUGAAUGUCCUCACAAACUUUGUUUAAAUCUUUGUCACAGAAAAGUAAACAACUAUUACUGCGAUGAAAAGAAGUCCAAUCUGAUUUACAGUGAAGUGUAACCCUUGUGUUUUGUCUUUUUUCUUUGUUUAGAAACUGGUUGUAGAAAACAUGGAGGUGUUGACCCAAAUGAGGACGAGCUUUGACAAACCAGACCACAUGGCUGCCCUCUUCAAGAAACUCACCUGUAAUUCAACACUCACCAAAGCACUUACAUUCAGACAAGAUGUAUACUGCACUGAUUAAAAAAACAGACACUCAGCUGAAUGAUCAAAAAGGAACAUGUAUCCUUGAACAUAAUUUAGAGACACUUUAUCAGACUGGCAGUUGCCGCUUAACUGACUUUUGUUUUUGUGUGUUUGCAGCUGUGGACAGUGUGUUGAAGAGAAUGACCAUCAUUGGAGUCAUCCUGUCCUUCCGUUCCCUGGCUCAGGAGGCCCUGAGAGAUGUAAGACACACACACACACACACACACACACACACACACACACACACACACACACACACACACACACACACACACACACACACACACACACACACACACACACACACGUACAAUACACACUAAAAUCACCAAUUGGAAACAGUGGUAUUAUUUGUGAUCAGCAAACUGACUGGUCCUUUAAAGAAUGUGUUGCUUCAUUACUCUCUAACUAGACUGUCCCUGCUUUGCUCUCUCUCCAGGUGUUAUCCUGUCACAUUCCUUUCCUGGUCAGUUCAGUGGAGGAUUUCAAAGACCACAUUCCCAGAGAGACAGACAUGAAGGUACAAAUACACUGAGGACUUGAAUAUAUAUACAUUCAAGCUCAUAACUAUAUGUCUUUGUUAACUUGCUCCCUCAUAUGCUUACCUGUGUUUUUCAGGUGGCCAUGAAUGUCUACGAGCUGUCAUCAGCAGCAGGUUUACCUUGCGAGAUUGACCCAGCUCUUGUGGUAGCUUUGUCCUCACAGAAAAGCGGUAAGAGACACACAAACACAUCUCCUAUUUUCUGAUAAUCCCUCUGUAUUUGUUUUUCAGACAUGCAGUUUAAUACCUAAAUUAACACAGGGUAUCAACAUGGUCUAAAAAGGCUUUAAAUGUCUAAAAUCCAAUUGUUUUAUUUUAAGGCCUUAAAAUGUCUAUGAUUGUCUAAAAUUCUCUUAAAAAGUCAUAAAAUGUCUUAAAUAGGAUUUUGAAAGGUCAUAAAAUUGUGUUCACUCUUCUUACAAAUAAAUAACAUGCAAUAUGAAUAUAGAUAGACUUGAAGGAAUGUAAGAUAUUCUGAUUUCCCUUCAUGUCUUUUGAACUUUUUUGCAGUAUGGCUCUAAAAUGAGUCUGAAGUUUAUUCAUUACGGUCUUAAAAAAGACUGAAACUGUUUUGAAUAUGACUUGUUGAAACCUGCAGAGACUUUGUUAACAGCCUGUUUCCCUUUUACACCAUUUCACUCUAUAUAUGUGUUCUCUAUGUCCCAUUCACAAUUUUUAGGAAGUGUACAAACAAACCAGUUGUUGAGACUAAAGGUCCUUUCACACCAGGACCAUUUUUGUCGUGCGAUUAUUUCGGACGUCAAUAUUGUUUUUGGAACCCGUAUCCUGUCAAUACAAGCGUUCACAUCAGCGACGUUUUCCCGUCCUGUGAUAUUGCGGCAUUUAUUUUUUCGGAUCAUGGUCAAUUUUUCGAAGUUGGUCGAAGUUUUGCAUACCGUGUCCACUUCUGACCAAUCAGAUUGCGUGUUGUUGCGACGUCAGAUUCACCGGUAUAUCCAACAUGGCUGACCGGCUGAUUUUAUGAUUGUUUACACAAACAAUACAAAGAUAACGACCUGAAGGACGACUCGUGGAGAGUCAUAGCAUCGGAUUUCUGAUAUGACGAUGUUUUGUGUGCUUUAACAGUUUGCUUUGUUUUAACUUUCAUCUGUGCUAACAUAAGCUAACAGUUGUUACCAUAGUUUCAUGUGCUUAUCUGGUCGCAAAAUCACAUCGGGCUUGUUGUGUAUAGUCAGGUGCGUCAAAAUUCGCCUCAGAAUAUUUCGUAAUUUCGCGUUCUAUAUUCGCGUCAACCCCGGCGUGUAAGGACCUUUACUGUCAAUCAGCAUUAUCUGAAGCCACAGUUUAUCUGUACCAAUAGCAUUUACAACAUUUACUUUUCAACCUUAAUUGGAGACUGUGAGAGCUGCAAAUGGAAUAGCCAGUAAUAAAAUACUGUCUAUUGUCCCCUGGCCUCCAAAGUCUUUAUUUUGACCCCCAUAGAUGGAGGUUUCCUUUGUAUCCCAUCAAAGUGCCAGACUGUUUAAAGCUAAGAUAAAACAGUGUCACGAGUCUGAUGAGAGCUUGUGUGUUUGCAGAGAACAUCAGUCCAGAGGAGGAGUAUAAGAUCGCCUGUCUACUGAUGGUGUUUGUGGCCGUUUCCCUGCCAACUCUGGCAAGCAACGUGAUGUCACAGUACAGCCCUGCCAUAGAAGGUAAACUGCGCAUCGGUGUUGUUUGUCAAAACCUAAGUCAGACUUGUUUUAAACGGAUUACUUUGAACAAACCAGUUGUCUACUUUUCCUGGAAACCAUGAGGACAAGAAUUGUGGUUCUGAUUUUGUGGUCUCCAUGUGAUUAUAUAUUUUUUCCCCUGUCAUCCCCUGUUGACUUUUAUAUCCAGGCAAAGCACAGGUUCAGAGUCAGGGAGCAGUGCUGCAGAAAGCAUUACACAUCAUAGAUCACAUAAUUUAUUACAUUAGUGGCAUUAGAAGGUUUUGCAUGCAAAUGAGAAUGACCUUAUGUCCUCUGAUUGAUUAAUUUGUGAGCCUCAUCGUCACUGUCAUUACCUACAUUUUGAAUAUUUGUUUCAAAACUGUCACCUGUUAAACCUUCUCUGUUGCCUUGUUUUGUUAUUUAAGGAUUCAGUUAGCAAACUACAUGUAACAUUAAGCACAAGAGAGACACCCCAUUCUGGUUGAUUAGGACUUUUGAUAAGGUAUCAAAGAGGUCUGUCACUCAGAGAGGAAUUAUCAAGACCUUGCCUUCUAACAACCUUGAAAUGAGAGGCGCCAUUGUUAAUAGGGGACAUUUGAAAAGGAUAAUGAGUUGUAAUGGGCUCCACCAUUGUUAGUAUGCAGACUGCAUAAUGGUGAGCAAUUGGUUUUCCGGCAGCACAUCUUAAUACAUGGCGCCAGCGAAUGCACACCAACCGUCUUAUGAAAUUCCAAUUACACAAACACUUUAUAGUUCCAUACUUUUUAUGCAUUGCACAUUCUCGCAUAAUGACAGCAUAAAAAUACAGAGAAAUGUAAUACAUAAAAACAGCCACAAUUGUCAGAAAUUAAACCAUAGUUACUUGAUAUUCAAGUAUAGAUGACGGCUUUAGGGUUCCUUUCUAACUGUGUGUGUUUGCUGCCCCCUACAGGCCACUGCAACAACAUCCACUGCCUGGCCAAAGCAAUCAACCAGAUUGCUGCAGCUCUGUUCACCAUCCACAAGGGGAGCAUAGAGGACCGCCUCAAAGAAUUCCUGGCUGUAAGAACAUUUCAAGAGUUUAGCUUUUUGCCAUUAACACCCUUUCUUUUCUUGAACCCCUGCAACACAAAUCAAUGAAUCUCACCUUUGUCUGUUCAUGAUUCCUUAUAAAAAUGUUUUGGAUUUUCAGAAGGGGAACAUGACAUCCACCUCAGACUGUCAUUUAUCCCCAACAUCAGAGUAUACAGUCUUCAUGUGCUGUAAUAAAAUAUCAGGUCUACAUUUAUUCAGUUCUUCAUAGAAACAAACACUGAUUGUUUUAGGUUGUCGACACUCAAGAAUUUGAGUUAGCACUUGUAUGUAAAGACGAUAACGCAUAUGACAAAGUGUUACCUCUUGUAGAAAGACCGUCUCUCAAACUUGUUUCUCUUUGUAUGUGUAGCUCGCCUCCUCUAGCCUGCUGAAGAUCGGACAAGAGACGGACAAGAUGACAACGCGUAACAGGGAAUCUGUUUACCUCCUGCUUGACAUGGUGAGAGAGACUGUCGGUUUGACUGCUUUUAAACCAAUACUUCACUUGAUUUGACCAAACCCGGCAAAACUACUGAAUAAUUCAGGCUUUUUUUAUCGAGAUGUCGAGGAUAGAAGAUUCAUAACUGAUGCCCCACCCUACCUUGACUCAGCUUUUUUCUUUUCCUUUUUUUUUCUUUUUUUUUUUUUUUUUUUUACAAUAAAAGAAACUGCAACAUAUUGCUCCUCUCAAUAUUACCACACAUAUCUGCGUCCAGGAAAGCAGACAGUUGGUAUAAAACCCAACGGCUUCAAACAGUGAGACAAUUACAUCAUCAUCUGAUAGAAUAUAUCUUAGUGGGCUUUCACAGCUAUGUCGUUAAGUGCGCACCAAAAAAAUACGUAAGAAACCUCCCCAGGACCUUGGUCCGGACAAAAUAGCUGGACCUUGAUUCGACCCGAAGAGGUGGUCUCGGUCCGGAGAAAACUGAACUACAGUCUGGUGUGUUUGUUAUUAUGAGUAGUGGAGAUUGUCCACAAACGAGAGAUUUUACAAUAUUGUAGAUAAAGUUUUACUCCACUAUUGACAUUUUAUUAUUUAAAGAGUUUUACAACACAGACUUUCUCUCCAGAGUCGGUGUUGGAAUGACUCGCAGGAUUGUAUACUUUCUUCUCCUUUCCUGUCGACCAUGAUAAAGUUGUUGUCUAAUGAUCAAAUUCAUAAGAUGAACUCGGACCAGGCGCAUGUACAGCUCUUCAAGUUAUUGCUGUUGGCAGUUAAAAAUCAACAAUAAUAUGAUAGGGGGAAUGACGAUUGCAUUCAUGUUUACAAUAAUUAAGACCCGUGUUAUUCACGUGUUGACUUCAGACCUCUGCUGGCCAAAUGACCAAUCAAUGUAAGUGUUGGUCUUUGUUGAGCUGAUGUUGUCAUUUGUGUUUCCAGAUUGUGCAGGAGUCUCCCUUCUUGACCAUGGACCUGCUGGAGUCCUGCUUCCCUUACGUCCUGCUGAGAAACGCCUACCACGCCGUCUACAAACAGAGCAUCAGUGCUAAUGCAUAGACACACACACACACACUACACAACAAAGGUCCAUCAUACUGUUUACUAUCAGGGUGUGUAGACAUGUACACAGCAACAAAGACACACUAGUAACUCAUUCUAACUUCAACUGAACACACUAAACUUUGCCCAAAAUGCCUCAACUUAAACGUUCUGAUCUAAUCAGUGUGUGAUGUGUACAUAAAAAUGUUGACACACUAAAUGAGUGGUAUUGAAAAGAAGACCACAACAAAUACACUAAAUGCCAAAAGAACAUACAGAACAACAAUUUAAUGCACAAAGUCGACAACAAAUCUGACAGGAAACACAAACACUAGCUGGAAGAAGUUGGGGGAUCAGUAUCUUUAUUUUAAUCUGUGUACUUUUUCAUGAUGUUGCCAGGGACCAUAACCAUAGCAACACAUAAUAUACCAUAUGUUUGGUUGGUAUAAAAGAACAAAAAUAUAAAUAUAUAGUAUAUAUAUAGUUGACACUAAAAUAUUUUCUUUAUUUGUUCCAUUUUUUCGAUAAAGAUUUGAGAUUUUAGUGGCCAGCUGACAACUCUUAUGUGGUGAUGGAUUUGGAUGCUUACUUUGGGAAUGCAAAUGAUGUGAUGUGGGUUAUUAUUAUUUUUUUGUUUUUGCUUUUAUCCGAAGAGGGUGGGUGAGGAUUCCUGGUGUUGAUAACGAAAGAUAUGUUGCUUGUUAAUGUAAGUUUACACUCAGAUACACAUUGACAGACAUCCUGAGCAGAUAUAAAGCUACAUUCACACACUAAUCUUUCCACAUUUCAUGAUAAACACAAGCAUUUGUAUAACAUGGUGAUAUUUUCUUUCUUUUUCAAGCUAGUUGUAACAUGAGAUUUUUGUGGGUAAAGAUAUAAUAUCUGUAUUCUACUUUGAUGUGAACUGAACUUGUCUGUUUUUAAUGUUUAUGUUUUGUUAUUUUUAUGAUGAUGAUGAUGAUGAUGACAAUGAUGAUGAUGACGAUUUGCCAAAUGUGUUAACACUAAAAAAGUUGUAUCAGGGCUUGAAAGUGGUGGAGUGUUUGAGUAUUAAUGGGUGAAAUGCCAUUUUUAGGUGUUGAGUUUAACAAUGGACUUUAUGGAAACAAUCCGCCUGACCCUGCGGCAGCUCAGCUAAACAAAAGGGGGUGACACAAACUUUUACAGUGAACAGAAAAAUGUAUAUUGAAGUAACACUAUCAAAAAAAAAAAAACCUUCAGCACAUCUACAUAUAUCCCAAACGGCUGUUUUCUCUUGACGUCCAUUAGGUUUUGCUCUUUUUCUCAAGUUGUAAAAAAAAAAAAAAAUGGAACAAGCCAGUGGAAUAUUGAACUUAGAUAAUCACCUACAAAAUACUUCCUGGCACCCUCUGGUCUCCGAGAAGAGGAUGCUCUCUGUCCAAUUUUGACAGUCGCUGGCUUGUAGUGUGGGCUGGUAGCGGGCCCUUUUGAAACAGCUGGAGUGAAAGUGCCUUUCUCAAAGGUACCUCUUACAGCAGCUGUCACACUCCAACAGACACAUGGCCUUACCCCUUAAUAUGGACCAUGACUAAUAUUCAGUAUAUGAUUUAAACCAAGUCACCCAGAACCCCCUUUAAAUCCCAAUUGGCCAGACCUGUGAGGAAAAACCUGGAGCUGCAAUAAGACAAGAAAUAAAUGUAUAUAUACAUAUACACACUGGGUGGUGUUUUCACUGCAUUUAUAAACUGCAGUCGAUGAGACGUCCCUUCAGUGACCUUUACAUUAGAGCAGUCGAUUAGGAUUUUUUUAACAGACAGACUUAUAAAAAACUUUUACAAAGUGCAGUCUGAUUUCUUUUUCACUCCAUUGAGGCAUGGCAAAGGGCUACAUAUUGAGACACAAACCAUGCUCCCUCUAUGCCAGCCCUCUGCUGAUGUAUGACUAACACCAGGGAUCCGUCUGAGCGCUCAUACUGCAUACUAUUUUACUCUAGGCUUUAGAAGAAGCAGCGGCAAGGUGAAGAGAAGUUCAUAGUAUGUAGCAGGAAAACACUAUAAACUGGAGUAGUCUGCACACUACAGUAAACAAAUAUACUACUUGUGUUUUUAAGUCGAUAGUAUGCAUUGUAAGUAUGUGAGGACAGAUCCAUGGACUCAUUCUGCCAUUUGAUGUGGAAUGAUUGCUGUUUUCUUUCUAACCUCUUUUUUUGUGUCUCUGAUUCCACCGUGUAACUUAAAUGACAUGAAUAAAAUAAAUUUUAGGGCUGUCAGACCUGAGCUGUGAGUGUGUGACACUGCUUCGUGAGUAUGGCUGAGGUCAGGUUAGGUGAAAACGUUAAGUGAGAGCACCUUAUUUGAACCCAACACUUUUAUUGAAGCCAUGAGAUGACUGCAGUCUUCUCCUGAUUAAACCGAGAACGACACAGAGACUGUCAAGACGCUGCUUUGAAGUGUCACCUUAUACAGAUUAAAAAAGACAGCUGAACUUAUCCAAGGCAAACAUAUAUGAUUGAAAUAAUCCUCAAUAAAUUACAGGUCUUCUUAGUCUGCCAUCAAUCCAUUAACACUCGGCUUAUUAAAUACUUACACAAAUGAGUUAAUUACCUGAACAUGAAAUUUACACAUGAAUAUUUUCAAUUUUAUUGCAACCCGACAGUACUUUAGAUCCAAAUGGAAAAUACACAGUUCCCUAAAAUACAAUUUAUUGAGGAAAAAGUCAUUAUUUUUACUUGAUUGAAAGUUUUACAACAAUUUUUGGUCAAGCAUGACAAGAUUUAUCAUGAUAAACUAUAAAUCAUUUCCCAGGUUUGACACAAAAUGACUCUUUCCCUAACCCUAACAUUUUUCCAACAAUUACUGAGAGAAAUAACCAGAACACCAGGCUAUGAAAGAUCAACACCAUCACUACCAGUGUAAUGAACUGUCACCUUUACUUCUAAGCAGUUUUGUGAUUACCUACAGUGGCCACUAGGGGGCAACCAGAACCAAACUUACAUCAUAGCAUUAGGAAGGAGGAAAACCAAACUAACUCACAUUGAUAUUGUUAAUGGUCGAAAGUGAGUGUUCCUGGAUUUUGUUGAAACAGAUCAACAUUGCGUUCGUUAGCAUGCUGUGUACUGAUUGCUUUUCCCACGUCUAUAAUUAUUUUUUAUUAUUUUUUAUUAUUAUUACAUUUUUAUUUUAUGGAUCAAACACAAUAAAAAUACAGUUUGACUUUAAAGUAAAUGAGAAAUUCAUUUUCUCUUGCAAAUUGUCAACUGAUGGCAACAGCACUUAUAAAAGUAAAUAGUUAAUUUCUCUUCAAUGUCAGUGUGGAGAGUGAAAGAAGAACUAAUGAUGGACCUCUGCAAAAAAAGGGGGGAGAAAUUUGCUUGAAGGAUUUUUUUCUCUUAGUGCUAAAUCUUUUAAUUCUAGUGUUUUACUCACUGCUACAGAGCAUCACUUUGACAACACUUAUGUCAGUUUAAAAUUAGACCAAAGUUAAAAGAAACCUAAAAUCAAAAUGAAAAAGGAAUGCAGUAAAACCAUGGUGGAGGAGAUAUGAAGAGGUUAGUCAGUUAAAAUGUUACAGCUCUGAGGAAAGAAAACUUUGUAGCAAUAAUGUUGCUAAAAAAACAAACAACAAAAACCCAACAACUUUAAAUCGGUAAAUUUCAGAAACCUAGAUGAGGGUUGGUUUAUUGUCGCUAACUCACUUGCUGAUGUAUUAGAGCCUUCAUCUGUGGCGCUAACUUUGCUCAACUUCAGUAGCUCGCAGUUAGCCCAAAGAUAAAAAGGAACUCUAGGCUCUGUUAUAUGAAUUUAUUUUGAAUUGGGAAGUUGAAAUAAAAUAUAAAUUACACUGAUAGUGACUAUUGGUCACUUUGUUUACAGAGCAGUAGACUGUAAGUUUGUUUGAGGUUGUCAAAAGAUUGUUUUCAGAAAGCUACUCUGGCUAAGGAGAAAACGUUCCUCAUUAAGUGGCCAUUAAAGUUGAGGUUUGAUAAUAUCGAUGUUCUAUUUUAAGGAGUCAUGUUGAGUUAAAUGCACCAGGAGAGGUCUGUCAGUUUUUGGCACCUGGUUUGUUAACUUCAGGGACAGCUAGUCUGUUACUCCUCCUACUUUAACGUAACACCUCUCUCUUCAUAUAAGUCUUAAACUGAAUCAAUGUCUUGUCAUAUUGAUGCUGUGCCUGAGAUAAAGGCCAGAGUCUGUUGCUUUGUCCAGAUUAUCAAAGACCGUUGCCUCUUCUGUACUGAAACCACUUCUCUGGCUCAGCCAUCCUGAGUGCUGGGUUCUUCCUCAUCUUCUUCAGGUACAGGGUUUUUCAGCUUACCUAAAACAAAAAUGAAACUCAAAUUAAACACUACUAAAAACACGGAUUGAUAAAAUGUUUAAACUGAACCACCCGUAUAGUCAAUAAAUGGCACCUACCUUUACCCCUCAGAUCUUACAAGUGUACAGAUGGCACACAUUCAUCACACUCCAUCAGUAUGCACAGUAAAAUGUAAAAAAGCAUCAUUCGUGUGAAUGUUUUUGAUGUUCUGAUACUACUAGUUUUCGUAUGGUUAGUAGACCAACUUCGACAUGUUGCAGUUAUAGUUAUUGUUAGCUGGUAUCUUCUGGCUUUUGGCCACAUUCAUAUGCAAAGAUAUCAAUGUCAAUGUGUCCACUGGGGAAAAUGUCUGAUAAAAAUUUACAAUAAUGGUCCAAAUAUCAGACAUUUCUUCUCUGUUAAAAUACAUGUAAAAAGGUAGGUCAAGAACAUCCUCUUACAGCACAUCUGUGGAUGUUAAGGCUCUACAGGCUCAUAUGGUAAAACACUGAGGCACACACACACACACACUCACUCACAAACACAAAUAGACAUGUCAGCUGUUCACGCAGAGACAGGGAAUGAUGAUCUCCAAACAACAGGGUCACAAAGAUGUAUGACACAGCAUGAAAUGCAUUGUAUAUUUUGCGAAAGCGAUGGUUCCCACUGAUAAAAACUCAUGUGCUUCAGAAAUCUUUGAAUAUAGUACAUCUUUAUUCACAAGCAAAACUUCAUCACGGUGAUUUAUAUGUAACAGAUUCACCACUUUUAACUUAAACCCCUAUGUGUGUGUGUGUGUGUGUGUGUGUGUGUGUGUGUGGUUGUUAAAGCACAUGGAAGAGGAAGAGACAAAUCAAAGCAUAGAGUAUUUCUGUGGAGCACAGGAGGAAAGCAGUGAUGUUAAUAGGGUCGUAUGAACUAUGCCGACUAAGAGGAAAUGUAGUUAUUGAAAGACAAAGAGAUGACAGUGAGUAAAGGUGGCUAUCGUGAGACAGAGUCUGGACUUGACGCUUCCUUGCUGUUGUCGCAUGACACAUCUGAGAAAAAGGUAGAGAGAUGGGGGAUGGGUAGUGAAGAGGUCGUGCAAAGAAAGAGAGGGAAAGACAGGGUUGUUAGUGCUGUUUCUGGUUGUUAAUGUGUAAAGUUAGACAGUAAAUAUUGGUAAAGACAGAGUGUGUCUGAUGUCGUUAUGUAAGCAAAAGUGUGUAAAAUUUCUAAUUUGUGUGAACUAUUGAAAAAAACUACUGUGUGAGGUGAGCAGAACUAUUAAACCAGUAUCACUGCAUUUACGAUUUGCUCCGACCAUGUUUUUGUGCAGGCAACAAGUCUUCAUGCAACACGGUCCAUCAUGUAGAAAAUGUGGUGAAGUGUCAGGGUUUAACUAGUUUAAGACCAAGGGCUAUACUAAAUCGAGUAAAAAGUAAGAUUAUGGUUUAAGCAGAAAAAGUUAUAGCCAAGUUGUUACAGUCCCUUUGGGGACAUGAAGGAAUAAAAUCAGGUUUCUCAAGAAAUGUCCCAAUUUUUGAGACGAGGCAAAGUGGAACUUUAACAGUGACCAAGCGUACACUGUUAGAGAGAUUUGUUGAAUUAGAUUUUUCAAUUGGCAUUGCACCCAAGGAUGUGAUUUGAUGUGAUAUCAAAACACAGCGGUCUGAGGAGCCACACACAAACCUCAACCAAAAAGCCUCUAUAGCCACAAAUAAUACUCAGAACAGCACCUAACUUCAUCGACAGUACAUAUAGGGUCCCAGCCAUAGUAACAUCUUUCCACCAUUUCUUGGAAAUGAUCUCUCUUUUAAUGGAAAGGCUACCCCAUCUGCAGUGCAAAAUGAUUAAUCUGGUGAUUAUUACUUCAUUACUUACUAGUAAUUAUCAUAAAUGUUCUUCCUUGAGCUGCCCCCCCCCCCCCCCCGCUUCAGUCAAUGAUGGACUGGUCGAGGUCUUGCUACAAACAAGCGGCUGCUGGAGGAGAGAGGGUGAGUUGUGUUUAGUCUCUUUGCUAAAGAAACUGGGCAAAGCUAAAAAGAUAUUUGGUGGCUAGUACCAUGGCUGGGACCCUAUAUGUACUGUUGAUGAAGUUAGGUGCUGUUCUGAGUAUUAUUUGUGGCUAUAGAGGCUUUUUGGUUGAGGUUUGUGUGUGGCUCCUCAGACCGCUGUGUUUUGCUAUCCUGUGUCCGUUGCUGAAGUUGGUAUAACUAGAGAAGCAAGUAGUCUGCAAAAAUCACCCUUUUGUGUCUAACUCAGUGUUAUGGUGUGUUUGACCCUAAAUUAACUCUACGCUGGAAUAUCCCUUUAAACUCGACUGUACUGAAUAAACAGUGAUUGAAGAUUGAACACUCAGUCAUUGUUGAUGUUCCACCAUGCUUUAACUCUGAAGUAGAAAGUAACCUGAGUGAAAUGCUUCUGUGAGACUUUGAGAACAUACACUUACAGAAGUAUCUGCAAUGAAUUGAGGCACUUUUAAUGUUUGUUUAUAACUUAGGUCUGGAUGAAAAUUCCCCACUGCGACUCUAAACAGCGUUUAGCUCUCUUAUAACCACAUUAGGCCGUGUAUUAUUAUUGUGGCCUCUAAAGACUGAUGCCUUAAUUUUAGCCAAGCACGCAAACAGCAGAUAUCUAUAGAGUUUGUGGCAACCUUCCUAAAAGCUUUAUUAUCAUUUAUUCAAAUAGUUGAUUGCCUCUCCUGAUGCAAAACUAAACCAAGUUGCUAACAAACUGUUAUAGGUACAGCUGUUUUACAGUUGAUGUAGUGGGCAAUCAUCUGUGUUUGCAGAGUAGGAAUCCCAAAUUACUGGGAUAUGCGUCUGAAUUUCUGACACCCAAGAUCAAAUUGAAUGCAACACUUCUUCCGUUAAUGAAGCUAUUUUUUUUUAAAGUUUUAUUGAUAGUACGUAAUACUACAAUUUAUCAAUCGAAACCCGGCUUCAUGAGGAGCGUACUGCUGCAGUGUAUAAAUAUUUCUGUCUAAAAACAGUUUUACCCCCACUGCUGUUGCUCUCUGCCACGCCCCUCUCCUGAUUGGCUAACAGCAGACCCGCGUCAUUCCCAUUGGCUUCUUCUUCCCCAUUGUGAUUGGCCCACAAAGCGCUGGCAUAUAGCUGUGCUGUGAUAGGGCUCAACUGGUCGUCUGCCUCACAAAGCCCCGCCCCUAGAAGCUGCUGCUCCACCCCCAGUUGAAGCUCUGGGGAGAGAAGAGCGCCUCUGGUGGACAUAAGCUCAAACUACAGUGAUGUUAAAAUGGCGUAGAAAAAGCCAGGAUAACAAAAAAAAAAAACAAAACAAAAAAAAAAAAAGGAUUUUUAAAUACAGUGAAUAUAACUUAAGAUUUUAAAAAACUUAAACUGCAAAAUAAUUGUAAUAAUAAUAAAUUAUACAGAGACAAAAAGAUGAUAGAGUUGAUUUUUCUGACAUCUUAGAUACUGUAUUUUCAGGUGAUAAGGCGCACUGGAUUAUACAGCGCACUGUGAAUUAACGUGUCUUUUUUCACACAACCACACGCACCGGCGUAUUAAGCAUUGAUUGGUUUAUUGUUGCUAGCAUGUACUCUGGGCCCGGGUUGCCUUACAUGAAUGCACUUCCAGUUUAGACAUUACAGUUAGGCAGUCUUGUAGACUGCUCAGGGGUCCUGUUACGGGCUGAUCAGGUUGUGACAAAGGGUACCGCAAUGCUCUGAAUAUCCCUUAAGCGGAGCGGCUUCAUUGCUUACCAAAGUGGUAGUUACACAUUUUGACAGAUUUUUGAGCACAUUGUACCACAUAGAAUUGGUCAGUAAGCACAACAAGUAAUCAUACAUAAGGCACACUGGAUCAUAAGGCGCUCUGUCAAUGUUUGAGAAAAUUUAAGGAUUUUAAGUGUGCCUUAUAGUCCAAAAAAUACAAUACUUGUAGGGCAGGUACCUAAUAUACGGUAAAAUCAGCCCUAUUGAAAUUCUUAUUGAAUAUUAAGAUUCUUAUUGAAAUGUAGUUUUGACUGCUCCUCAUAUUCAUAAAUACAUGGGUUGAGUGCUCAGGCAGUUACUCAUGAGGCUUUUAGCUAACUGGCCUGGCCAACACAUCAACUCUCUCUCUCCAUCUCUCUCUCUCUCUCUCUCUCUCUCUCUCUCUCUCUCUCUCUCUCUCUCUCUCUCUCUCUUAGACUGGAUCAAUAAAAGAAAAGCUUUUACUGUCUCCACUUCCCGGAACCAGCUCAGUGCAUCAGCUCUGCACCCAUGCUUGUGAUGUAUAUAUGUAUAUUUUUAUAUUACUUUCUCCUCUUUGAUACAUGUACCCACCUCUGUAUUGCAGAACCUUUUAAAUAGACAUCUGUUUAGCAUAUGUAUUCGAAGACAUACAAUAUGUAUGCUGAAAAUAAUAUAAAUGUAUUGCUCGGUCAGCCUUUGUGAACUGUGGAGCUCAACAGAAAGGCCGCAGUAGUUUCCUCUGGCUCUGUAAGGGUUUUAUGAAUUAUUCAGUGAAACGAUGAUAACGAAAUAACAACAACUCUUUUAGAGAUAAAAGCAGUCAGGCAGGGAAAGCUUUUUGUCCUGUAGUACCUGUGUAGUAUUUACUGAUACAGAGACCGUAGAGUACACAACUUAUGUAAACCAGUCUUAUGUCACCUACAAGUAAACAACACUUUUACUACUACUUUCAAUAAAACAACAAUGAUUGGCUCCUUUAAAUGAACAACUUUUAAUUGACUAAUCAUGCUGAAAGCCAAAAAAGAAUAAAAGCUGAAUACAUUAGUAUUUCAGCUUGAGUUAAAACCAAUGUGUUUUAUUGGUGAUUUUACUGGCAAGGGCUUUGACCCAAACUGCACACAUUUAAUCCCACUGCCAUCGUUCAGAAAGGAACCUUAGUUAUUGAGUAUUUUCUUUAAGAUAAACAAAUAAAAAAUGAGAUAUUGCUAACUCUUGUAUUUUAUUUCCACUGGGAACUACCAAGACUUAAUUUUAUGGUAUACUAAUACAACAAGAUAAUGAGCUAACUCAGGGCCAAUCAGAAACCACUACCUUUCCCCAAAUCACCACAUUUCCCCGUCCCCCUGUCAGCUGAACCUUCUGAUCUGAGCUGAACAAAUAUUGGGGGAAAAAAAAAAAACAGAGCUGGGAGUAAAACAGGAAAUGUCUAUAGAUAAGACAAACAGUGUGUAAUAAAGUAAAACAAACAGAAGGUCCAUAAAAAACAAACAUACAGUAUAGAGAUCAUGACACUGAAGACACAAGAGGAGAGCAGCUGCAACAAAAGCGUCACGAUCACAGACUUUAAUAAGGACACAGUUCAGAAUAAGGGUCAGAGAGUGAGUGUUAGUUCAACUUGAAAUGUGCUGCGUGUUAAUGGGGACAUGCCUGACAUAGACUGUGAUGACAUUUGAUAUCUGAGGGACUGAGGCCGAUUACUACUCAUCAGAAAUGUAGAAAUGAUUUGCAUGGAGGUCAUGCCGUGUGUUAGAAAUGACAUGAACAAUGCAAACCUUCAUUCCUAAAGCAUUUCUUUAGAGGCCUUUUAACAGAUGUUUACACAACUGGUUCCUCUGCUUUCUCCCAGUCCUCCCAUGUGUUUCAGUUUGUGCUUUAGUGCUUUCAGUAGCAUCUUUUUUUGUUUGUGUAUGGCAUUAUUUCCUGCACACCUCUCUAUUCUUCCACUUGCCUUUAAAUGGGGCACAUCUUAAUAGGGUUCGACUGCAGAGAUCGACCUGGGAUGCACCAAGUACAUCAUCGAACAUAAUCCUCUUCUCAGAGGGGAAACAGAUUUUUCUGCUUUGCUUCUGCUAAACAGAUUUCAUAAGCUCCAGCUGUACAUUGUGCACACCUUGAGGCCUUUGUUUACCUUUCAUCGAGGGUGGAGCGUAGGUGCUCUGCUUCCUCUGAGAGGCCUCAGAAGCCUGAAGAGGAGAAACAUUAACCUGAUUUCAUACAGUCACAACCAUUACAGUAAGACAUUUGGUAUGAGGAAGGUUCUGAAAAAUACUGAAAGAGUUCAAAAUAUUAAAUGGAAGUUCUGAUGAUCUGAGUAAAACAUCCAACACAGGCUGGACAGACUUUACUAUCUGCCCACAUCUCAUGAACUUUCUCCUGACCUGCUGCUAUGAGGCAUUUCUCAUCUUAUCACUGUUAUCUUCUGAGUUUAUUACACUUAUUUACAACCCACUAUCUAUGAGAUUGUGUUUCCCUAUUCCAAUAAACAAAACAAAUACAAUUAAAGUAAGUAAACUUGCGGGAAGAGAUAACAUCCCGAUGUUUAAAUUGUUAUUGUGCUGUUAAUUCUGGAUACAUCACAGGAAACUCAAUACUAAGCCGUGAAGUUGUGUGUCUAUAAGAACCUUAGAUUUAAAAACUCUUUCUCAAAACCUAAUUUAUUGUUUUUACAUAAAAAGAAAAUCAGAACAAACCUGUGACUCCCCACUGGCGUUGUGUUGAUCACCGACAUCUACAAAAGGGAAGAGACAGCAGUAUUGGGACUUGUUUUUAACGAUUCAUCUGCAAUCAAUUUCCUACAUCACUUUUUCCACAUCAGUCAACAGAUGUUCUUUUACUCUCUUGCCACUCAAAGUCAAGUUUCUACGAUGGAGUAUUAGGCCACAUUAAGAAAAGAAAAAAAAAAAAUUAAAGAUCAAAGUCGUUAAUUUACAAGAAUGGAGUAAUUACAAACGAGAAAAAGGUCAUUACUUAUGAUAAUGUGAUGCUUAUGUGCCAAAAGAUUAAGCAUCUCCUUGUUUGAGAAAUCUAUACUGAAGUACAUUUUCAGGAAAUGCUCCAUGGCUCUCACUUCAACAACUGUCAUCUUACUCAACAGAUUAGAAUAUAAGGACUGUAUCAUGACUUUAUUCUCCUAAGUAAUUACUUUAUUACAAUUUUAUUCUCAUACGAAAUUAUUUUAUUAUGAUUUUAGUCUCAUUAUGAAUUUAUUAUGACUUUGUUCUCAGAAGUAAUGAUUUUAAUCUCAAAGUCUUUUUUUUUUUUUUUCUCAAUGUGGCCCUAAUACUCGUCGUAAGUUUCUUCACUCCUCAACUGCUUUCCAAAUUAUGCUGUGGUGACAAUUUGAUUGCUGCUCAGUCACAGACACUUUGACACUAAAAAAAGUCAUAAUUUAUUUACCUCCAUUGAUUGGGAAGGAUGGUGACCUGUCUCACUGGAGUCUGGGUGUACACAUUUACAGCUAACUUCCUACUUAAAUGUUCAGUAUCUACAUUUUUGGCAACAUCCUAACUGUGCCGGUUCAAAAGGUGUGAAACUGAGGUGUAUCACUGAUAACAUCAGCCUUUCCAGUGCCAAAUAACUGCAUGUACAAACUGUAAGCCUGGUUAUGCCAACAUUGACCAAACUUAUCAUUAAAUACAUCCUCUUGAUAGCUAUUGAAGAAAAUACAGAUACAUAAGCCUGUUGUCUCAUACUGACUAUUGCACAGGAAACGGUUAAUCUCACCCUCCUGCUAUGGCGCUUUAGUAUUUAAACCGUAAUAUGGAAAUUGUAAAUUAAUUCUACUUAUUUAAAAUUAAUUCUAAUUUAAUAACGUUCACAUAAAACAUGAUUAGCUAAAAAAAAUAACUAGGAAACAGCUUGAGCUGUGGGAUCUAACACUGUCCAUUGAUCAGUCUACUGUUUCAAACCACAAAGGGCAGCUUCCUUCUUUUUUGCACUUUAUGAAUUAUGAAUAAAGUUAGGGAGUACCCAGUGCAGGAUUCAAAAACCAUGGUAUUCACCAAUGAGUUGUUACCUUUUUAACACCUGCAAGCUAUUAUAGUCCUCUUUUGAAAUGGGCAAUUGACCAAGUGGUAACUCUGCUCCUUUUUAGUUCAGAUACUGUAUGUAAAUACAUAGCCCAUGAAAUCAGCUAUCGUUUUCUUGAACUUAGUAUUGAAGCCUAUUGAUGACGGUUGCAACAUUGGAAAUGCUGACUCAACUAGCAAGAGAGUUUAUAGCCUCUUUAUUUACAGCUAUAAUAUGCCCACCUGUCAGUCAAGUCAGCAUUCUCCCCAGUAAUGCAAAACAAAUGACUAAAAUAUUUUUAAAACUGAUGAAUUAUGGAAAACUCACUUCGCUAACAGUGUGUUUUGAUCCAGAAAUUAGCUACCUAGCCCUAACCACUAAGUCUCAGAUAUCAUCUCUUCACACUGUCUAUCUUAAAGGGAUAUUCCGGCAUAAAAUUCAUUUAGGGUCAAACACACCAUAACGCUGAGCUAGACACCCCCUUGAGAGAUGAAUGUUGCCAAUGUUGUACCAACUUCAACAACACAAUUCACCCACUCUUCCAGCAGCCGCUUGUUUGUGGGGGGAGCCUUGAUGAGUCAGUCACCGAUCAUUAUUACAUCAUUUCUAUGGAGUAAUAAUAAUCAUAAUAAUCAUUUUGCACUGCAGACAUGGUAGUUCCUCUGCUUUAGCAUCUCAGUCUGAUUGCAUUUCAUAAAUGUUCUUCCUUGAACUGCGAAACUCCGCUGCACUCGGUGAUCAACUCGUCAGGUCUCCCCCACAAACAAGCGGCUGCUGGAGGAGAGUGGGUGAGUUGGGUUUGGUCUCUAUAGCUGGGACCCUAUAUGUACUGUUGAUGAAGUUAAGGGCUUUUCUAAGCAUUGUUUGUGGCUAUAGAGUGGCUUUUUGGUUGAGGUUUGUGCGUGGAGACGUAGACCACUGUGUAUUAUUAUCGUGUGGUUGUUAGCAAAGCUGGUAUAACUAGAGAAGCAAGCAGUCAGGAACAUUCAUCUCUCAAGGGGGUGUCUGACUCUGUGUUACGGUUUGUUUGACCCUAACUUAAUUUUACACCGGAAUAUCCCUUUAACUCCAACUCUUUUAUCUCCAUAAGUAUUUUCAAGUUGCUUGUCAGAAUGUUAUAAAGGUAAUCUAUUACAGAGUGUUAAGAAAACUUUAUUUAUUGAGUCAACAAGCACUUCUUCUCUAAGCUCGGAAAUACAGUUUUGAUCCGCAGUGUUCUUUAGCUUUAAUUCAUUUUUAAAACAACACUUCUGAGCCAGAAGCAGAUUUUAUUCCUGGGAUAUUUAACAAAGAAGAUUAGCUUCAAAAAUGACAAGACUUUAUUCCCAGAGGUCACUGACAGGAGUCAGUGUUGACUUCAUCCAUACUCAGAGACACCCAAGUGGGGAACUUACACAAAUCACAAGCAUUUAUUGAGCUCAGACAUAACAUCUGCUCUGUGAAUAUCUUUGUUUCAGGUCAGGGGUGUACAUGCAGUUUUUGUUUUCACAGCUGCCAGCUGCUCCCACUCAGACUGACUGAUCAAAAUUAGGAAUGACAAUCCCAUGAAGACUUUGAUUUCUUUCUAAGAUACCAAACUUGUGUCUUGUCUUGGCCUGUUCUGUUUGUAUUUCCAGUCCUCCUGCUGUGUUUGAAAACCAACAAUCCUGUUCUUUGAGGAAAAAUGGUUUGCUUGAGAAUCCUUCAGGCGCCUGCAGAGCUUUGUGCAACUGCACCGAGAAAAAAAUGGAAUCAGGCCGAUUAUUCAAUCAGCCAGUUCCUGCACAGGGAUUUAUAAGCGCUUGGAGCCCUCCCAUAUGCUCACACACUCUCUCUCUCACACACACACAAACACACACUCCCAGCAUCCAUCAGUCCAGUCUGCACUGUGAGAUCACUUACCAAAAGCUGCAGCACAAAUCUAAUAAAGGUUCCAUUAUUGCUGCUGCUUUUCACCCCACCCCCCACCCCCCAUCUUUCUUUUUCUCUCUCUCUCUCCUUCUUUCUCACCUGUGCCAGGUUGUCUGUAGAUCUGCAGGGUAGCAGGAGUUGGUCGUCUUCGACGGAUCUGUAAACACACAAACACAAAAUAGUAAGUUUAAAUAGUUAACCCUUUGAAUUUCUUUGGGUUUUGUCUAGGCAUUUGUGUAUUUUUCUCCUGCAUGACUUUUUUUUUUUCCUUUAAUGAAUAAAUUAGUCUGUUUAAGCAUUUUAACUAUUGAAUCUCUUUGUCACCUUGUAGAUCGUGAUUUUUUUCUUCUUCUGUUUUAAAAUCCUCAUUUCUAUUUCAUUUCUGAUUUCGGUCAAUCUUUGGCUUUUCAUUUUAACCUGACAUAGUUUCAUAGUUAUCUAACUUUAAGCUCUUCAAAACACCUGCUGGAACUUAGUGUCCCCAUAAUUACACUUUAAAAACACACAGCUCGACACACCUCAUCAGGUUUGAAAAAACAAUAUUAAGAUCGUUUGAUUAACCACCGGAUAACUGCAAUUAUUAGUUAGUCAUCUAAAACGCCUUUAAAACGAUGACCAUCCUCUUGUUGUUUACUCUCUAUGAAAAAACAGAGCUUUCCCACAAACUGCUCAGCCAUAUGGAUAACAUAAACUGUGCAACUGACCACUGUUUAUUUCUAUGCAACAGGACAUUGUAGAUAUUUUAAACAUUUAAACUCAAUCAUGAGCACUUUCUUACGAAAAUCACUUUCUUCUUUCACAACUGCUGGGAAACUAAGUUCACGCUUGGCUCAGUUCCCACUACAGGAAUGUAAGUGUCCGUUGUCAUCGUCAAAGAGGGGUGGGCUAGUUUACAAGAUCGUAUCUCAUAAAACCACUGCUCAAAUUUAUCUCUGACCUCUGUAAGCUGUCCGUUUCCAACAUAGGGGCUCCCAAAUAGGCACAGAGGGGCCCUCAUCUGUCACUGUUCAUUACCGGCUUCCUUAGAAACGAACAACUUCCGUUUUACAUCGACUUCAACAGUUCAUAAAGACGUCAGCGAGGCAACAAGCAGCGAGCCUUACACAGAGAAGGGCUGUUUUCACUCCCUGAGGUGAUGUUUAAAGUUUCUGUUUCUUGUUACUGUAGGAGUCGCUCAGAUACAGCUGAAGGAGAAUUACGCCUCUGUUACUCUUACAUGGACUGUACAUCUGUGGUGUUCUGAACUCUUUGCUUACUCACUUGUAUGAAAAACAGAUCAGUCUGUUCGUUUGACUCUGUUUUCCCCUUUUAGAGAUCAGGCAUAAACUAGUUUCAUUCAGCCACAGAUUGUCUGUAACUGGAGUGAAUGUAACAGAACUUCUGCUGCUUGACUCUAUUGGAUUGUCACCUUUUUAGCAUCAUCUAUAUGAAGGAAACAAAAACAAACUAGCCACUCCAAUAAAAAAAUUUCUCAUGGUAUUAGAGUUUCUGAAACAUAUAAAACGAUGGCAGUAACAGGAUGUAUAUAAAGGAAUAUAGGACAACCGUUAACGCUUGUUUUAUUUGUCUUAAAUAGUUUUAUAGUUUUUUUUCCAUGUACCAUCCUCUAACAAACACAUAAAAAUACCCAAUUAAAGUGUGCAAACAUACAUGAACUCAAACCUAGCUUGCAAAACACUCAAGUGUGUCACAUGUGUGCCACUCAAAGAUGACAGACCCAUUAAAUACACAUACUGUUGCCCUGAAACACACACAGCAGUUUUCAUAGCACUGACUUAUGCACACAUGCUGAUCUGCACCCACACACAGAAAAUUCCUGACAAGACUCACAAGAUGACAGAUAGAAGCCCCAUUCAGCCCUCGUAUGCAUGAACCCACACCAUCCACCCCAACUCAGUGGCACACACACACACAUGCUCGGAUACGAGGACAUACACACACUCACAUGUUCAGCGGCCUGUGGGUCCAACUGUCCCUGCAGCGGGGGCACAGCAAACUGGAUCUUCUUCGGACUGCUGGGCUCCAUUAUUACUGACUGAGAGAUAGAAAGAAAGACAGACAGAAAGAGAGAGAGAGCGCAUGUGUGUUUGUGUGUGUGUGUGUGUUAGUCAAGGAGGGAGGGAGUAGUGAGGGAGGGAGUGGUCUUCCCUCGGCCUGCGGAGUCCAUUAUCACUAAUUGACAGACUUGCACAGAGAGAAAGGAAGAAUAGUGGCCUAGUCAUUGCAGCAUUUUCCUUAACAUAUGCUCUGAUCCAGGCUGAGGGAGUGCAGUGACGUCAGAAAUGUGCACACUGGUUGUUCUUGUGUUCCCUGUGAUGUUAUUCUGCACAGUAAUAAUCAGGAAAAGUGCAAACACAUGGGUUCACUCUGACUCCCAUUAAAUAAGACGGCAAUAAUUUACAGCUGUGACUGAAACGCUAGCAGUCACUAUUAGGCUGAAAGAGUAGAAGGGUGGAAACCAAAUUAUACUCCAAAAUACCAUCUAUUUAUUUCAUGCAUAAUCUCGCUUAAAUUGACCCAUUAACCACAGGCAAUCAAAACAUGGAAACAUGGAAACAGUUCAGUGUAAAUAGGGCAAUAACUGGACAAAUUGGGACCUGAAGACAACAGCAGGUUAAAAGUUUUUUUCAAAUUAAGUAAAAUGUGCUGAGCUCAGUUUCUACAAAAGAGUUCAGGGGUCAGAAGAGACAAGAUGACUUACUUGAUAUUUUCCAUUCAUGUUAGGGUGACCAUAUUCUGAUUUCCCAAAAAGAGGACAUGACUGUGCGGGGGCGGAGUCAUGGAGUUUUUCGGGUUAGAUCAAAUGUCUAAAUGUCUAGAUCAAAUACGCGUUUCUAACUCAGUAAGUCCAAGUCCACGUGACACAAACUCAAAACUUCCGUACAAAACUGUGGACAUUUAGAGGAUUUCAUAAACUUCCCCAGACAAAGCUGGACAAGGCCGGACAGCCCCCAAAAAAGAGGACAUGCCUGGGUAAAAGAGGACGUAUGAUCACCCUAAUUUAUGUGACAUGUCAGGGGACUUUAGUUAAAGCCCAAAACAUUAAGGAUUGUUAGUCGGUACUCAGACUCAUUAAAACUGCUUGAAAUAUGCCAUACAGCUACUUUUAAUUUAAAAAAUGAGGAAAUCAGAAGUAUCAACAAAAUGCAACUAGGUUUCCUAGGUAACUUCACUGAUUUCUUAUCACAGUAUUUCUAUGAUAAUUCUUAGAGGACUAUCUGCAAAAGAAACUCCAAACAUCCAUCUGUCCAUCCGUUUUCUGAUCUGGGAUUAGGUUGUGGUGGUAUCAGGUUAAGUAACCCCUCCUGUAAGCUUUCAUGCUACCCUGGCCUCUCCCUCUUGUUGAAUACAGCCACAAAUAAACCCCUCAGUGUGCUCAGGUAGCAUCCCUAUCCGGUGUCCAAAGAUACUCAGUUGUCAAGACCUUUAGAUACUUCAGCUCCUUUGCUUGGGGCAAAACUAACUCCCACCUUUCAAAUAAGCAGAGAUCCAUGGUGUCAGAGUUGGAGGUACUGAACGCCAUCUGGCUAUCCUCCUCUUAGCUGUGCCUGUAGACCUCCUCCAAUAAAAUUACAAACAGGAUCAGUCACAAAGACACUGA
Messenger RNA from Xyrichtys novacula (pearly razorfish), 55220 nucleotides. The record is from the annotation of a GenBank genome assembly. Lineage: Eukaryota; Metazoa; Chordata; Actinopteri; Labriformes; Labridae.